Messenger RNA from Coregonus sp. 'balchen', 54611 nucleotides. NCBI's taxonomy places the organism in Eukaryota, Metazoa, Chordata, Actinopteri, Salmoniformes, Salmonidae. The record is from the annotation of a GenBank genome assembly.
AUGAGCUCUCAGCAACAGAGAUACAGGAACUUCUCGACAGAUAGCAAUGGUGGCAGGGAUGGAAGGGACAGGGUGCCCUCAGACGAAGGCUACUACCAGGGGAUGCUCAAGUCUACGGACGGCAGGAAAGGUACCAGUAUGAGACAGCUUUCACCUAGGAAAGCUAUGUGUCAGACGUUUACAGUACAUGAAAAAGGUUAGACUUUGAGUUUGGUUCUAUAGAUACGAGUAUGACAGUGUUCACCUAGACACUGUGUGUCAUAGACACCUAGACUUUCUGUGUCAAAUAGGUUCAUUUGAAAAGUUUGCCGCUGAUACUAUGGUUCAUGAUUGCGUAAGGGAGAGAGUUAAAAUGCUGGGUGUUUUUUCUUUUCCUGUGAAAGGAAAUGUUUUACUGCUGUAGUUACAGGUUUGGACCAUUUUCAGAUCCCUGCACAGACAAGUAUUUUCAGAGGUUCAAGUCAGGUCCUGAUUGGCUAGUAUGUGAUAUGAGCCCCUUCAUGAUGCUAAGAUACAUACCAACUGCCAGUGUCAAUUUAAAUUGAAAGAGGGCUCAUGGCUUCCACUGUGAGCCUUUAGUGCACUCUUCAAUUACAGUUUGAGCUUUCUGUAAUCAUCAUCUAUGGGGAUUCCCCUUCUCUUAAGGGUAAGCUCUGAGGAUACAUUUAGAUUUAAAAGGACUUUUUUUUUUUUGCUGUAAUGUUUUCUGUGUCUCUCCAGUGGUCCACAUUGUGACCAAGAGUGGACACUCCCCCUAAUAUAAAGCAUCAGCCGCUCCCUCCCAUCCUAUUGGUCAGCGAACCCAUUCACAAAAUGUGGGGGAGAAAUGGAGGGGAUGAAAUCUCAGUAGGGCUAUACAAUUGUUGAUACAACUCCUAUAGAAACAUUCCUUACCCCAGGACACUUCAAGGGUUGACUAUCCAGGAGAAUAAAGAAAAAGGAGCACUCUGUUUCAUAGAUCUGAAAUAUUUAUUUACGGUACAGAAGCAGGCUCCCGUUUUGGUGUAAAACGCCUUCAGGACUCUAAUGAAGUUGUUUUACGCCGAAACGGGAGCCUGUUUGUCACCCUUUGAAAUGUCCUGGGGUAAGGAAUGUUUUUGGGAAUUUCAAGUACCUCAGUCGAGCACCUGACUCCCUUUUUCGUUUAAACUGGGCUGAAGUGUGUUUGGGUAUACCUUUUUUCCUAUUGAAUGACAUUUAUAGAUAUUUUCUUACUUGCUCAACCAUUCACUUCUGGUUAUUUUAUAGAAAAGUGGAGUAAUAGUCAUUUGUCUAUUGGUUUAUGAUCAAUUAUUAAUCAAGUGCUGAGAGUGACUCACUCAGGAGGACCUAUUAGAUUACCACUUUUAAGAUAGGUUGAAACCCACUCCGUUGGCCUGCCCUGGCAUGCAAUGGAUCAAGGAGUUGGCUUUCGGCCCUUUUGCCAUUGUGAAUUUGAAUUUAUCUUAGGCAUCACACAAUGCAGUUUAAAUAGUUUGUCUUAGCUUGAGUCAUGAUUGGUGCAGUGUGUAUGCUGAUUGCAAGCUGGACAGUACUGCUGGACAAACACAAGUAUUUGGUUUCACAUUGUUUUGGGCAUCAUCUCUGUCUCUCUCUCGCUCACUCUCAGAAAUACCCGUUUUUUAGGAGCGACACCUGAUACUGUGUUUGUGUGUGUGUGAACGCUUCAACAUCAGGUGACACAGUGGGAAACUGGGAUUAGUUGAAUGACCACAGGUCAAGGUGCAGGGUUUGUCCAGGAUUACGUCGCUAGACUACGGGACCUUUGCAAAACGUCCCAAAUUUGAUUUGUAUUUAUGCUAGCAAUCAACCAAUCAGUCUCCCCCCCCUGACCGUGAUACUUGAUCAUUUACCUCACAGGAAGUGUGAACAGGAGUGUCCCGCAUAAAUCAGGGUUACCCUCGUAUUGUAGCUUUAUUGAUGAACGACAGAGAAUGACAGAGGUCAAAGUUCCGCCAGUCUCCAGGCACACACGCCCUAUGGUUGCCACGGCAACGUGUUUCCAUAACACAAUAGCAACAUUGCGGUCGCGCCUGAGAAUACAAAAGCGUAGCCUGCGGGUUCAGUUUGCAGUCGCAGUGAAUCUGCACUGCCUUCACCCGUUGUACUUUGGUUCUGCAGGGCGUCGCCUGUGAGUGGGACUUAAUAUGCUUUUCACUACCUUGUAAGACUGAUAACGUUUAACUAAUAUAGCAUGUUUACACUUUAAAUACAGUUCAUUCAGUAACAUUACCUGAGCUGUCAUAGGAGUAGCUGAAGACCCGAGGCUUCCUUAAAGUUGCACUAUGCAGAAAUCGCUCUGCCAUUUCCUGGUUGCUAAAACUCUAAUAGUUCGCCUAAUUUCACUUUAUGUGACAAAAUAAGCAAGUAUAGUGUAGAGAAUCAUUGUACCAUCUAAACCGCUGUGAAAUAUAUUUUCCAUAACAUUCAACUGUUUGAAGCUGGUGUACAAAACCGAAAGUAAAAGACGUAAAACUUAAGAAUGGGAAGCAUAGAAAUACCGCUUCUUAGACUUGCUUUCAAGUAGAAUGAUAGAUCUAUAACUCACAAUUCUAUGUGACUUUGGUCGGGUCGCCCAAAAAGUUACAUAUUGCCACUUUAAGGGAUUUAUUUAUAUUUUUGAUCUACUUCGUAUUCAUCAUCUCCAGCACCACCCCAACAUCAACAUAUGGCGCGUUUCUAUUUUUGAGGUAAAAAAGAUAGAGGAAGAUAACUGUUUCCAAUGACAUCAUUGGUGUGCGUUGUGUGAUUUUAACCAAUUAUGACUAGGCAUUGCCUACUAAUUGUCUACUAAUUGGUUGAUGAUGUCAUUGGAAACAUUUAUCUUCCUCUAUCUUUUAUUUACUACAAAACAUAGAAACGCGCCAUUUUCACAUUUGAUGAUGUUGGGGUGGUAUUUUCCCCUUUUAGUGGUACGAAAGAUUUAUUUGAAGGACCUUGCAUGCAGUGUGUUAAUUAAAUAAUAUUAAUAUGGACACCCAUGUCUUGUAUCUGGAUAAUGAGUCUUCAGUGCAAUAACUACAGUAUUAUCUUUAAUGUGACGUAUUACUUUCAAAACAGACCUAUUGGAAUUGCUAUUGGAUUGCCCAUCGGUACUAUCUCACUUGAUAUAACUGAUGGGCUCACUUGAAAAAGAGAUGUAUAUCUCAAUGUGACUUCUUUGUUUAUUUUUUGUGUCCGUUAUUUAACCAAUCUUUCAGUGAAGUGGUCUGGCAUGAUGACUAACAGUUGGUGAUAUGCCUCUUGGUUGGGGAGGGUCAGUCUCUACAGUUGGUACGUCUGCGCUCUGCAAUAUGUUUUCCAGUACCCCAGGGUAGUGGGGUGUGUCCGGGUAUUUGACUGAGGGUGUGGCAAUCCCACUCAGCAUGGUGAGGCUGAGACGGUCCUCUAUCUGCUAGAUGUGGUUAUCUGCCCGUUAAGGCACUGUUGUCUUACUCUCUGAGAGAUCCCAUGCCUUGUCAUGUUCAACCUGCACAACAGUGUCGGUUACAGUAUGUAGCAACAUGUGUGUACAGACAGUACUAGACCUAUAGAGAUACUGAACACCUGUACAGUGUAAUGCCUCCACUCAGCCUUAGGCCCUGUCUGUAGUCAUACAAUAGUGAAAAGCAUUUGCAGACACAACUAGACAAUGUGGGUGUAUAUCUAGACACUGACUGUGCUAUGAUGAUGUCUCGUGAGUCAGACAUGUUUAGUCCAGACGCUCUGCUAUCACGUCUCACUAGGCUAGACUAAUCCCAUCCAAUGAUGACAUCUCUUUGUCUCAGGGAAGAACAAAACGAUGGUGGCAUCUAGAAUAUUUGUUAUAUUUCAGCUCUUGUUCAUGUUAAAGGUAUUUUAAUUCCGUUGAUCUUCUCCUUCUCCUUAUCCCCAAUACCCUGCGACCUGUUUUAAUUUAGACUGAGUUUUCUCGACCCCCGUAAAGAAUACCUCAAUAUUUCUGUAUGUACUCAGAGGGUGUAUCAAAUCUUUAUUUUUCCUUGGUAUGUUUGUUUUUUAUAAUCAUGUCUGACGUUUGCUCUUUGUUGUGUCUUACAGAUGAACGGGAUCGAGUACAGAAAAAGACCUUCACAAAAUGGGUGAACAAACACUUGAUAAAGGUAUGGUCACACACUACCAGAGUACAUUUAUAUGCUCAAUAACUCAAUACCUAACUCACUCUCCCUGACUUAAUCACCUUAAUGCACUCAUCACUGGUAUCAAUAGUUUAUACACAAAGACACACACACCGACUCAUUUUUAACCAUCAUCUAUUUGAUUUCAAUAGAUUUGUUUCAAUAUUGGUUCUGAGCUGAUACAUUUCUACUGGACUUCUCACAAUGACUCAUACAACAUUUUCAAAAUCAGUAUUCCUAUGUUAUUUCAUAAAUAUCAGUCAAAUAUCAUCAAACUAAUGAAAAGGGCUGAAGUGGUUACUUGCAUAACAACCACAGAAUUUGUCAAAAUAGGAUUUAUGGGGAGUUGGAUCACUACUGUUCCAGAAGUGAUGUGUGCGAGUGGCAAAUGGCAGAUGUUUCCUUAGUGAAUCAUACCUCAUCAUUGGCCCACCAACCACAUGGGGGCUGAGCUGUGUGUUUUCUGACGGUUGCAAUUUAGCCUCUCUGCAAAAAAUGGAUCUUUAGCUUCAGAAGUCAUUUUGCCUCUAAUGACAGGAGUAGGCUAGAAUCUUUGGCGGGAAUCGUGACGACACCGGCCAGAUACUUUAUUACUGUGUUUUGGAUGUGUAGUUCCGUUUCUCAAAUUUAAAACGGGGACGAAUCUUAACAAACACCAGGGCCCGUAUUCAUAAAGCGUCUCAGAGUAGGAGUGCUGGUCUAGGAUCAGUUUUACACAGGCCCAGAUAGUUUCUGUAUUAGAGGAAGACUAUGUUCUCACCUCUUAUGUUUACCAUUAUUAUUUUGGCAUAGGGGAUAUCUGUGUUGGUAUGUUAGUAGAUGAGAUGUGACCAUCUGAUUUAACCAUUACUGCAUUACUAUGAGUGGAGCUGGGUCCAUUCUGGUCCAGCCAUGCUGAACAUGCAGGUGCCAUUGAAGUCAUGAUCCCAUGCUGGGUAGUAUCCAUGACAACACAAUAUUAUGACGGUGAGUUUGGAUCCCCCAUUAGACAGAUAUCCACAGAUAUCAAACCAUCAAGUGGUUGUUCUUUAAUAUCAUCUCAACCUACUACAACAAUAGUCAGACAGGCCACCCCUUUCGAAGAGCUUCAUUGAAAGUGACAUGCAUUGGUCAUACACAGACGUGCAACACACACGGAAAGGUUACUGGAAAUCAUGAGUGUUUGGUUUCUAGCUUGGUGUUUUGAGGGAAGGUUUAUCAGAAGACCAGUCUCUCUUCGACUGAGUGAGUUUGUAAAUUGUGCUGUUGUCACCAUUCUCUUCUCACCUACCUCACCCCUGUCCCUUCACUUCGGGCUGAAAAUCAUUCAAUUAAUGAGGGGUCCUCUACAGAGGAGGGGGUGGGUUAACAAACCAAACAACUCACUCUGGAGUUUCUCAUUAGAAAUGAAAAAAAUGACCCCCACCACGACAGCCCCUCCCACUAGUACAUGUAUAAAUACCCCCGCUUUCCUCGUGUCAUAAUUCAUUUGACAAAAUCCCACCAGUAACCCAACGUUUACAGCCCAAGCCAUUAAGGGACUCAUCAUAAAUCUCCAUUCUCCCUCAAAAGAAACAAGCCCAUUAAUUUUGCCUUGAAAAAGAAACAAAAAUAGCUACACAAAAUAAAAUUUCCUUUCCAUGUACUGUGUAUGUGCACUGUGUGGUGCUAACAUACUCUGUUCCUGAUAUAACACACAAGCAUGCAGUCUUUUCGUUAAGUGUUUUAUGUGAGUCACAGACAUCUGGAUUCGUUUUGCUCUUUGCCUCUGAAGCACCACAUUCUGUUCUGGGCCCAAGGCCCGGUGGCUGCUGGCUGGGCCAACAGUAGCACAUGUGGGUCUGGGUGGCUGACUGCCUGCCUGCCCUUAGCUCUUUGCUAGUCAAGGUCUUUAAGUGUUCCUUACAGACACUAUCAGAGGAAAUCAAUCUGUGUCUCUUGUCUUUCCCACUACCAUAAUGACAAAAUUGGUAGGCCUAUAUGACAAGAUUUGCAUCUCAUUUAAUGUUUGAUGGACUGGGAUGACUGUACAUUUUACCAUUUUAGAACGUUUGAAUUAAGUAGGCUAUGUAUUGACAUUAAGUAGACAAAUGUUUAAUUCAGAGCUUUCUUAGAGAGAACUGUCUUCUUAGAAACUGUUUAAUACCGUACACAAUAUGUGGUAUGCAAUGCAUUGUUACAGAACUAGCCUAGACAUUAAAAUGAAAUAGCAACCCAAGCAAGGUUUUGAAAAACAUAAUUGGAAACAUCAUGCAGGAUCAUUUCUAAUAUAGCAUUUUGCGGUAGAACGAAAGUGUUAAUAGUCUUCCCGUGUGAAAGCCUGCUCUUCUGAUGUUAAACUGACGUUGAACUAAUGUUUUUAAUGCGUUUCCAGUGGGCGCGUCCCGGGGAUGGGCCGGGCCAUGAGGGGUAAAGGGAUAUGGAAUAACUUCCACUCAUGCAUAAAUCUUGUGUGUGUCAAAAUGGGUGGGAAGACAAAAUGGAGGGUUUCUCAACCAUUAUUUUGCAGUGUUAUGUAAAGGGUAAUCCACUGAAGUUUACAUCAUUCUGUAGAUGUAAUGCCCCAUUCACUUUUAAUGAAGUGUACAGACCAGACAGACAUAAAGUAUCGCUAUUUUCUUAUACAAUGACGUGUGUGAUUUUUUAUAGCCUUUCAACAUUAUAAUAACACAUGUAACCCUAGGUUAACUGAAGGACACAUCACCUAAAGUGUGUUUUGUAACGGGAAAGCAAAGUCUAGUUUGUGGUGGAUGAGGAGUAUCAGGUUCUGUGUUGACUGGCCUAACGGUUUAAACCUUGAUGUACUCACAAUGAGCACAGAUCAAAUGGAUCACUUGACUCGAGUUGACUGGAGUGCACAAUUUGUACCAUGACACCACCUGAUCAUGUUGACUCAAUAUGAGCUUCUUCAACAUGGGCUAUUGUUUUUUGAUGACAGACAGGGUUUAAAUAGAUGCUACAGGAUAGCAGAGAGAGAUACUGUUGUAGCUACCACAGAGGAACCAAUGAGAGAGAAGCAUUUCACAGUACAACUACAAUUACACUGUAGAAUGCCUUCGAAUUGAAGUUGGAUAUUGACUGAUUUGAGGUCAUUUGGCCUAUAGUGAUAGCUGUCGUAUUUGUAGCCCCAAGCAGUUGAACUGAAGAAAAACACUUGAAUGUUAUGCGAUCUUGUCCCAUCAGUUCCAGUAUUGUUGAGGUUGGAGACUCUUACGGUAUUAAUGUGUAAACAGUGAUCCCUAGUGGCCAUAAUAAACCCUAACUGCAUUUCAAACCUCCAUGGAUGGAGUGUCUACACCACAGGUGGGCAGGAGUGAGUUACUGUGUUCACACACAGGAUUAUAUAACUACUUAUAACACACAGUAUUAUAUAAGUACUUACCAUUGAUGGCAGUAAUAAAUCAAGGUAGUGAGUGUUACAACUUGCAGGGGCGAGACUUGCAUACAUAACUGUGUGAGGACAGUACCCCUUUUUCACAAGAUCGAACAACACACUGACACAGUGGCAAAGCAUUACAUGCAAUCUCCCAAUAUUAACUGUGUCAUAAAGCACUAAUAUUAGUAACUAUGUUUACCAUUCUCUUUUAUUCUAUCCAUCUAACCUUUUUCCAUUUUCUUUCAUCUUUUUGCUAAAUCUCUGUUUGAAUACGUAAUCAUUAUAAUCUCAGACUCAUGAUCAUAUUCUCUUCCUCUUUCUGUCAUUCUCCCUUUCUAUUCUCCUUGUUCUCUUUAUCUCAUCCACUCAUUCUCCGUCAUCCAGCAUUGGAAAGCAGAGGUAGGUACCAGCUGCCUGCAAGCCCCAGCAGGAGUGCACUGUAUGUGGGACACAUUCUGAUGUGCAUGUAGACCACCUUCUACCCUUCCCCUAGGCCCUCCACCUGAACACUAUCCCAUCCCCACACCUAUGCCAUCACUGUGAAAGUAUGAGGAAUUACACUGACGCAGUCACACAGAAAUAGGCCUAUGCCUUGUGGACUGUGGGCCAAACUCUAACUUGAAAUAUGUGCAAGUAACUAAGGCUUGGUCAUGUAAAUCAUGCAUUGACGUCAAUGGGAGAUUUUCCAAGUUACGUGCCCCAGACCUCAAGUGUGUGGACUAUAUGUUGCGCAAUAAAGUACAUACUCGAAGCAUGCAGUCUCUUUGCAUUUGGAUAACAACUACUUUUAAAUCCUUCAGUUUCAGUCAUUCCCUACUUCUCUCUCUUAGCUUUCACCCUCUUCUGCUCACUAUCACAGUUUAUCUUUCUUACUGGAAUUGAUUAUAGCAUGCAUGCAGUCCCAAGACUCACUGGAGUAUCUGUUUUCAUUUGCAAGUAUCUGUUUGCCUGUGUUUGUACUUUUAUAUGUAUAGUACCAGUCAUUCCAGGGAUUUUCUUUAUUUUUUAUUAUUUUCUACAUUGUAGAAUAAUAGUGAAGACAAACUAUGAAAUAACACAUAUGGAAUCAUGUAGUAACCAAAAAAGUGUUAAAGUAAUCAAAAAAUAUUUGAGAUUUAAGAUUCUUCAAAGUAGCCACCCUUUGCCUUGAUGACAGCUUUGCACACUCUUGGCAUUCUCUCAACCAGCUUCAUGAGGAAUGCUUUUCCAACAGUCUUGAAGGAGUUCCCACAUAUGCUGAGCACUUGUUGGCUGCUUUUCCUUUACUCUGAGGUCCAACUCAUCCCAAACCAUCUCAAUUGGGUUGAGGUCAGGUGAUUGUGGUGGCCAGGUCAUCUGAUGCAGCACUCCAUCACUCUCCUUGGUCAAAUAUCCCUUACACAGCCUGGAGAUGUGUUUUGGGUCAUUGUCCUGUUGAAAAAUAAAUGAUAGUCCCACUAAGAGCAAACCAGAUGGGAUGGCAUAUUGCUGCAGAAUGCUGUGGUAGCCAUGCUGGUUAAGUGUGCCUUGAAUUCUAAAUAAAUCACUGACAGUGUCACCAGCAAAGCACCCCCACACCAUCACACCUCCUCCUCCAAGCUUCACGGUGGGAACCACACAUGCGGAGAUCAUCCAUUUCACCUACUCUGCGUCUCACAAAGACACGGCGGUUGGAACCAAAAAUCUCAAAUUUGGACUCAUCAGAUCAAAGGACAGAUUUCCACCGGUCUAAAGUCCAUUGCUUGUGUUUCUUGGCCCAAGCAAGUCUCUUUUUUUAUUGGUGUCCUUUAGUAGUGGUUUCUUUGCAGCAAUUCGACCAUGAAGGCCUGAUUCAGGCAGUCUCCUCUGAACAGUUGAUGUUGAGAUGUGUCUGUUACUUGAACUCUCUGAAGCAUUUAUUUGGGCUACAAUUUCUGAGGCUGGUAACUCUAAUGAACGUAUCCUCUGCAGCAGAGGUAACUCUGGGUCUUCCUUUCCUGUGGCGGUCCUCAUGAGAGCCAGUUUCAUCAUAGCUUUUGAUGGUUUUUGCGACUGCACUUGAAGAAACUUUCAAAGUUCUUGAAAUGUUCCGUAUUGACUGACAUUCAUGUCUUAAAGUAAUUAUAGACUGUUGUUUCUCUUUGCUUAUUUGAGCUGUUCUUGCCAUAAUAUGGACUUGGUCUUUAACCAAAUAGGGCUAUUUUCUGCAUACCCCUCCUACCUUGUCACAACACAACUGAUUGGCUCAAACUCACAUGUGUUAAUUGAAAUGCAUUCCAGGUGACUACCUCAUGAAGCUGGUUCGGAGAAUGCCAAGAGUGUGCAAAGCUGUCAUCAAGGCAAAGGGUGGCUACUUUGAAGAAUCUCAAAUAUAAAAUAUAUUUUGAUUUGUUUAACAAAUUUUUGGUUACUGCAUGAUUCCAUAUGUGUUAUUUCAUAGUUUUGAUGUCUUCACUAUUAUUCUACAAUGUAGAAAAUAGUAAAAAUAAAGAAAACCCCUGGAAUGAGUUGUUGUGUCCAAACUCUUGACUGGUACUGUAUGUGUGAAAGAUUUAUGAUCCCCAUGUCUAGGUGCCCUAUCAAAUCAGAAUCAUAACCAGAUCCAGAAUAUUAAAACGUUAUUACAUAAAUACAGCGCACGGCUUAUAGGUAUUUUGUCUAGGUGUUGCACAAAAAAAUAAAAUGUGAUGACAACCCUUGCCUUACCUCUCUCCCUUCUCUUUCUGUUCCACAGGCACAGCGUCAGGUGACUGACCUGUAUGAAGACCUGAGAGAUGGACACAACCUGAUCUCCCUCCUGGAGGUCCUCUCUGGGGAGACACUGGUGAGUACUGCUGACUUCUGAUUGGCAAAUGGACUGACCUCUGCAUAUGCAACCAAACUCGAUCCAAACCUCCACUCUGAACCAAGUCCUGACACUAAGAAACAAAAGUCUAGCCCUUAUUUAUACCUACCUAAUCCAAACCGGUAUACCAUCCCUGAAGCAAAGCAAACAUUUGCCAGACUUUCAGGUCAUAGCACAACCUAACAAGACAUUAGCUGGAACGUAAACAAAGACGCAUUAACUGUCUAAGACAACCCCUGCUUACCUACCUCUCAUUCCAGUCCCCGGAAAUGUUAACUAUUUGUAGUUGUUUAGAUUUUUUUAAAUAAGUCAAUAAGUCAGCACUGGAUGCUUGCACAUUAUGAUGAUGCGUAAUAGGUUACUGCAGAUCUCACGGGAAGCAUUGCACUCUGUUUCUGCUACAGUAGCUCAUCGCUCUGCUGGUCUCUGCUCAUCUACCAGACGCCUCCAUGGUCCUAACACAUUAACCCCACUUUGGCUUCUCUUUUUGAACUGUGUGCUCCUGUCUGACCGUUCUCUGGUUUUCCUUCUCUGCUCCCCCCCCCUCCUCCUGCCCCCCUCUUUACCCACCUAAACUUUCCCCCCUUUCCUGUAUGCUGACCUUUGGCCUUUGGCCUAUGCCUCCUCUCUUUGCACUGCUCUUUGCUGGGGCUAGGCAAGGGAGAGAGACGUGGUCAGGAACUUGCGGUUGGUGAGUGGGGUUUUCUAUAACUUGGCCGCCAUUUUCUUAUUCUACUUCAUGUGGCUUGGGUCAUCCAUUACCCAGUGGCUCGGCUGUGCAUGAUGCCACUUCCUGUCAUUAUGAUUCCAUUCAUUUUUUUCCCCUAUCAUUGACAAGCUUGCAAAGUCUCAGAAGUGCAUUAACCAUUUCGCUGCUGGCUAUAAACAAAAAACCCUAAGUUAUUAGUAGGUGCUGUUGCUGAAUGAAGGAAUUACAUAAUUGACUAACUACUUCAUUGACUCUAGCCAUUGACGCUAUAACAAUACUUGAAGCAAUGGAAAUGAUCAGUUUGAAAAUAAAUGUUGUUUCUGUUUAGCUCAGUUACUAAUGCAUACUACAUAGCAGAAAUACAGUAUUCUUUGGAAAUGGAAGUCUUCAAGUCAUUGUUCUCCAAUCAGAACACAUGUCCCAAGAGGUGACACAAUUCAAAACCAACCAACCAAAGAUUCCUGCACCUAAUAACUAAUCACGUUAUUGGCUAAGCCAAUACAUGACUGAUGCUCCCCCCUCCCCUUCUUUCACUCCAAAUAUAUCUCCUAUUUACCUCUGUUUGUCUGUCGAAGGUGAAGAACAGGUAUGUACACAAUGAAUGAUGUCAUUAAUGUGGUUUUAUAAUGAGUGAAGUUUUACUUGGAGAUCUGUGAGACACAUCAGUUAUUCAUCGUAUUCUUUGUCAUUUACCUUUUCCUUUGGAGAAAAAUCAUGUGUACUCUUGUCAUUGAGUCUACAAUUUAGUCUACAAUCUAACCCCCCACCCACUCUCCUCCUCUGUCCCUCUGCUGGUCCUUCUCUCUCUCUCUCUCUCUCUCUGUUUUUCUUGUCUUCUAUCUGUAAUUAUAUAUCUAUCUAUAAUUAUAUAUAUUUCUCUAUCUAUAUCUCUUGUUAUAUAUGUCUAUCUAUAUGUUUCUCUCUGUUCUUUCUAUGUCUUCUUCUUCUCUUCUCUCGUCUCCAAGUUCUCUUGUUCUCUCUCUAUGUCUCUCUCUCUCUGUCUCCUGUACUCUGUCUAUGUUUCUCUGUCAUUUCUCUAUGUUCUAUCUCUCUCUCAUCUUCUCUGUCUCUAUAUAUGUCUCUCAUCCUCUCUCUGCUAUCUACGUUUUUUGUUCUCUCUCUCUCUCUCUCUCUCUCUCUCUCUCUCUCUCUCUCUCUCUCUCUCUCUCUCUCUUGUCUCUCUCUCUCUCUCUCUCUCUCUGUCUCCCCGUUCUUUGUCUAUCUCUCUCUCUGUCUUUCUGUCUCUCUCUCUGUCUCUCUCUCUCUCUCUCUGUCUUUCUGUCUCUCUCUCUGUCUCUCUCUCUCUCUCUGUCUCCCCGUUCUUUGUCUCUCUCUCUCUCUCUCUCUGUCUUUCUCUCUCUUGCCCCCUCUUUCUCCUCUCUCUCCAGCCCCGAGAGAAAGGCCGCAUGAGAUUCCACAAGCUGCAGAAUGUACAGAUAGCACUGGACUUCCUCAAACACCGACAGGUAAGAGAAACAGCAAUUGAAAUGUAAUAACGGAGAUAAUGUAACAAAUGAGUUACCAUCUGAGUUUACUUCUCUUAUACUGUAUGAAGAUGACUUACUGUAAGUGACAUGACUGAGACAAAUAUCUAAAUGCAUUGGAACAGAGUAAUAAUGUAUCUACAAUGAUGUGAACUACUGUAAUUGUUAAGUCUCACUUCUCUGUCGUCCAAUCACAGGUCAAGCUGGUGAACAUCAGAAACGAUGACAUCGCAGAUGGCAACCCCAAGCUGACCCUUGGGCUGAUAUGGACCAUCAUCCUUCACUUCCAGGUGUCCUGCUCUGUCAGUGUUGUGUUCCCAUACCAUAUAGCUCCUCCUCUUCCUAUCCCCUUGGCUCUGAUCCAAGCCAAUCAGCAACAAUCACAAAUUGAACUCAAUCCAAUCAUGUGUGAUCCAUUUGAUCUCAAUCACUCGAAAUGUUACCACGUUGCUUUCAGAAAAUCUCAGUGCUAUCAAAUCUGUUAUCAAAUUAUUCUAAAAUAUAUUUAAAUCAUAGUAUUAUUACAGUUUAAUAAUUAUAAUUAUAAUAACAGAGUAGGCUAAUAUACUGUAGGCCAUGCUAACCCCUCCUGAUAAUUCAUGAUCAAGCUUUAAUUUAGUUAUUUUGAAACAUGGAAAGAAUAAGGAAGUCAUCUUAUGAUGUAGCUUUCCCUGCCACUUAAAUAGCCUUAACAUCUUGAUAAAGUGUUACAGUACAAUAGCAUCAGUGUGUGUGAAUCACUCUUCCCAUGCAUCCCAGGGGAAAGGAGUGGCAUAACUAUAACUCACUGACAACCUACCCACUGGGCAAAAAAACUGGUUGAAUCAACAUUGUUUCCACGUCAUUUCAAUCCCCAAAAAAAGCUAUGUUAUGACAUUGAAUCAACAUGGAAAACUAAUUGGAUUUGCAAAAAGUCAUCAACGUAAGGGGAUUUAGUCUUUUUUUCACACAACUUUUAACCAAAAUCAAAUAACAUGGUGACAUUUUUUGUUGAUUUCACGUUGAAUUCACGUUAGUUGACAACUAAAUCAAAUGUAAACUUUCAAAACUAGAAGUUGAACUGACGUCUGUGCCCAGUGGGUAUACUCUACACCAGUCUUACUGCACAAUUUCAAUAAUAAUUUCAAAUACUUUAGCUAGGCUUGAUUGAGCUUGCCUGGCUUAUUUGAACCAAUACAAUACUCAAACCCUGCCCAUCUGGCACUCCAGGAAGGCUUAAGUAAACAUGAAAAGUAUUUGAAAGAUGUCAAAUAGUAUUUGAACCCAGGUCUGUGACGGACCCAUGUUCCGAUGAAGGCUCAGGAAAUGAAAGAACAUUGUGUCCUGCAAACUAUUCUCCAAGCCACUUCUAAGGUAGCAUUGACUAUUGGUUCCAUUAAGCCAGGCAAGCUCAAUCAAGCCUAGCCAAAGUAUUUGAAAUGAUUUCAAGUAGUAUUUGAACCAUGUUAUGCUGUAAAACCUUUGUGAAACAACACAUGGGCUUUCUGUAACACUACAUUAUUUGAUUAAAGAAUGCGUGGCACUGCCAGUUAAAAAGGAGCAGAAAGCCCUCCAUGUGGCAGCCUUGGUUGAGCAGGGCACAGGAAGAGAUGUUGGUUGUGCAGGAAGACUGGUGUAGAGUAUACCCACUGGGCACAGACAUCAGUUCAACUUUUAGUUUUGAUUUACAUGUACGUUGGUUUACUGUACUCCAUGUAUUGGGUUGGAUAGAGAGAUGGCGUAUCUCUCAUUUCUCAGAAGGAGAACAAAACAGCAGGAGCCUGGUGAGUCAUCAUAGGCAUUCUCCUCUUCUUUAGAGGGGAGAGGUUUAGGGUGGGGCCAUCAAGGGUGGAUUGGAUCCCGAGGAGAACACACCAGACACACACACACACACACACACAUACAGAAAGAGAUCAGUAGGCAGAGAAUUUGGUAAAUGAGCGGUCUUUUGGCAAGAACAGAGAGUACCCUCUGAGCCUCUGGUGACUGUGACUCAUCUCAUUUCCCUCCCAGCCCAAAUAGAAAAACAGUCCUACCACAUUAGCCAAUGCUGUGUGUUCCCACACUGGACCCGACAGUGUUCUAAGUUGUGUCUUGAGACCCAAAGCAGGAGCAGUCUCGGCCGACCAUCCCUACCACCUACCCAAUGACCUGGGAAUUGAGAUCUAGUUGGUGGUUCCCUUUGAUGUCACAUAUGUACUACUGAUAACAGAGUUACCUCCCCUGGCUGAAAAACAAUGUUUAUUCUUUUUUUCCACCACAGAUCAUUGAGGUGGACAAACGUGAUUCAGAUUGAGCCAGAAUAGCAUAUGAUUGAAUCAAACCCCAUCCAUUACAAUGCAUAAUUGAUUUUCUCAAAUUGAUUUUAUCUUCAUUGUUUCCACCUAUCUCCCUCUGCCACCAUGACAAGCAGGGUUGGGGUCAAUUCCAUAUCAAUUCAGUCAAUCCAGGAAGUAAACUGAAAUUCCAUUUUCAAUUCCAAAUCUCGUCAUUGAGAAGCCAUUUUCAUCCAAUGUUCAGUUAACUUCCUGCAUUGACCAAAUGUAAUGGAAUUGACCGAAUUUAAAUUGAAUUGACCCCAACCCUGGUAGAGUGUUGCCUCCUCCCCGUCUAACCCCGGUAUCUAUCCUCCCCUGUUAGAUCUCGGACAUCCAGGUGAAUGGCCAGUCAGACAACAUGUCGGCCAAGGAGAAGCUGCUGCUGUGGUCCCAGCGCAUGGUGGAGGGCUACCAGGGCAUCCGCUGUGACAACUUUACCACCAGCUGGAGGGACGGCAAGCUUUUCAACGCCGUCAUACACAAACACCAGUAAGUGGUCUUCUGUAGCUCAGUUGAUAGAACAUGCUGCUUGUAAUGCCAGGAUAGUGGUGUUCGAUUCCCGGGUCCACCUGUACAUAGAAUGUAUGCACGCAUGAUUGGAAAAAGGGGCUGCUAAAUGGCAUAUAUUGUUAUUAUUUUUAGUGUAUUACUUUGGUGAUCGACACCCCAAGCCACAAUACGUAAUGUAAAAAUGACAGUAUUUAAUCUCAGUUCCCAGAACCAAAUCUUGGGUAAAGUCUGUCAUAAGGGACUAUACUGCACCUAAUGUUCAGAUACUGGUGAACACCUUUGGAUUGUAACAUCAGAAUGUUACACGUAAGCCCUGCUGUCGCCCCAAAUGUAGCCUCACCUCCAGCUAUUUCAGGUUUAUUCAUCAAGGUGAGAUUACCCCAAAAAUGACAAGAUUACCCCAAAUGUACCCCUCAGUAGACUGUACCCACUCAUGUUAUUACCCACAGUAAGUGGCAGUAAUAGGUGUUAAUCUCUCUUGUCCUAGUGUCUCUGGUAGUUCUAAGCUAUGCAACGGGGUUGUCAUGGCACAUCACCGCACUUACGUUUUAUUUGAUGUGAAGCAGAUUGGGCAGGAAUGGGAAAGUGGUAGGCCACACAAGCUCACAGAACGGCACCGCCGAGUGCUGAAACACGUAGCGCGUAAAAAUUGUCUGUCGUCGGUUGCAACACUCACUACCGAGUUCCAAUCUGCCUCUGGAAGCAACGUCAGCACAAGAACUGUUCAUCGGUAGCUUCAUGAAAUGGGUUUCCAUGGCCAAGCAGCCGCACACAAGCCUCAGAUCACAAUGCAGUGUCGGCUGGAGUGGUGUAAAGCUCGCCGCCAUUGGACUCUGGAGCAGUGGAAACACGUUCUCUGGAGUGAUGAAUCACGCUUCACCGUCUGGCAGUCCGACGGACGAAUCUGGGUUUGGCGGAUGCCAGUAGAACGCUACCUGCCCCAAUGCAUAGUGCCAACUGUAAAGUUUGGUGGAGGAGGAAUAAUGGUCUGGGGCUGUUUUUCAUGGUUUGGGCUAGGCCCCUUAGUUCCAGUGAAGAGAAAUCUUAACGCUACAGCAUACGAUGACAUUAUAGACAAUUUUGUGCUUCCAACUUUGUGGCAACAGUUUGGGGAAGGCCCUUUCCUGUUUUCAGCAUGACAAUGUCUCCGUGCACAAAGUGAGGUCAAUACAGAAAUGGUUUUUUAAGAUCGGUGUGGAAGAACUUGACUGGCCUGCACAGAGCCCUGACCUCAACCCAACUGAACACCUUUGGAAUGAAUUGGAACGCCGACUGCGAGCCAGGCCAAAUCGCCCAACAUCAGUGCCCGACCGUACUAAUGGUCUUGUGGCUGAAUGGAAGCAAGUGCCCACAGCAAUGUUCCAAAAUCUAGUGGAAAGCCUUCCCAGAAGAGUGGAGGCUGUUAUAGCAGCAAAGGGAGGACCAACUCCAUAUUAAUGCCCAUGAUUUUGGAAUGAGAUGUUCGACGAUCAGGUGUCCACAUACUUUUGGUCAUGUAGUGUAUAUCUACACACGAGUACAAAUGUAAACUCUCAGGUACAUAAUCAGACACUGGUUUCAGUUUCAACAAAAGAGAGAAAAGUUUCCCAUGUCUUAUAAAUUAAGAUUGUGGAUCCACGUAGUGUUUAUUUCUCAGUUCUAACUAGUCCUGAGGUAAAUUACCUUUUUAUUCGAACUCUGUAGUUCUUCAAUCUCCUGUCCUGGCCGUACUUGAUCGUACAGGUUUCAGGCAGCUCUAAUAAGACAUUUCUUUGAACUUGUCAGUGCCCUGGGCCUGGAAUACCACAGGUGGGUGUUGUCUCAGAUGGAUACAGGUACUGGCACUGAUUUCAGCACUUAUAUGAUGUUAUUAUUAUGUUAUUAGACUCACUAAUGCCCAUUCAGGUGGAGAGGGUGCUGUCGGAGGCACCUGGGUGGUGUAGAAUUGGGAAAGAUGGGUUUGUUUACUUAUCCUUUCAUAAGAAUCUAUUUUUCUAGGGAGCCCUGGACUAGAGGAGUGACUAAAUGAGUUCUAAGUGCAUUACUCCUUCUGUUAAUAUUACAAUGGCCUCAGAGCUGCUUUAGUCACUGUUGAAGCAUACAGUUACAUAUAGACAUGAAUAUGGGAGUGGAUGAGUGGAGAUAUGUCUGUGGUCUCUCAAAGUGGAGGCGAGGUCCUAAAAAGCCAUAGAGACAGGCACAUUAUCUGUAAAUAAUAGUGCGCUUUGUGCACGGGGGCAUUGUCAUGCUGAAACAGGAAAGGGCCUUCCCCAAACUGUUGCCACAAAGUUGGAAGCACAAAAUUGUCUACAAUGUCAUUGUAUGCUGUAGCGUUAAGAUUUCCCUUCACUGGAACUAAGGGGCCUAGCCCGAACAUGAGAGCGACUGAAAGAGGGACAUGUGAUGAGGGAAGUAUGGGUAAUUACCCAGCAAGGCGUGGCACUAAAGGAAGAAAGAGAGGCCCACAGGGCAGGUUCAAUCAAAGCUGUACGUGUACCUGCAAAGUUCAGCUACACCCUGCUCUCGCUAAGAGAGAGCGAGAAGGAGAUAGAGAGAACACUUUUUAAUUUUUGAGUGUCACCUAAGGCAGUGUAUUUAGUAGCUGAUUUAUUUUCAUAACGAGAGAGGAGGUGUGUCAAUGUAACACUCCUACUCAAAUGACGAACACUGCAGAGUUACUUUUUGCACAGCCUACAGUCGACACUAUCCACCGAUUUGCGGCACUUUUUGAACCACUUAUUUGGAGGGUUGAAUGUUGUUGUCACACUGGGAACUAAGGACCUUACCUUGGACAGGUGAAAGUUACAGUUGAUAUUGGGGGAGUUGUUUUGGAUAGACAGGGCUGAGGUUGGGAGGUCAGGUCAGAGGGGAUGACAGCAGUUAGCCUCUUAGUGGUACAGAGACGUUUCUUCUCUCACGGAGAGGGUUGAGCACUCUUUGUAGACUCAACAUGAAGAUUGUGAAGACGUCUUAUUGAAGACGUCAGUGCUCGGGUGGGAUUUAUCUGUACAUUCUGCAAACUUGGACCCGGCUGUUUCCCGAACAAACACCAAAAAAUCACAAGGAAGCUUGUUAAAAUGGUUGGAGCAGCAAGCCUUUUGGAAUUGGAAGUUCACUGUUAAGUGCAACAUUUUCACUUGCCACUGGAAGACUACGAAACAUCUAGCCAGCUUUCUCUCCGUUUUGGGGAGACUACAACUCCCAGAAGGCACCAUGAUGUCGGGUCUGAAGAGGAAGCUAUCCAUGAAGUCCAGGAAGAGGACUGGCAGCUCGUCCAGCAUGGUCACAGGCUUGAUCAGCUCGUUAGAAGACCGUGUGGUCAUGCAGUGUGACGAUAUCCCCUCAGAGUGCUCCUCCUGGGGCUCCCACAGCUCAGGGGCCCACUCUAGCAGCGACUCCCACUCAGGGGACCAGGAGCUGGGCCAGGGGACAGGGCUGGGACAGGACUGGAGCCCCCGCAGUCUCCAGGGAGGGGAGGGGAGGCUGGUCAGCCCCAGUAGGGUAGAAGGGAGGCCCCCCAGGCCACGGAAGCAACUCUCUCUUAGGGAGGUGCAGUGCCUGGAAUCAGCCACAAGCCCUGGGGAUUACUACGCUGUCCGCUCCACCCUUCACGUCAAAUCACUGUACGGAUCUGCUCUAAGCUUCUGGUUAUUUGUCUUGGGCUUUACUUUCAGAGUAUAUGAGAAUAAUGUGAAUGUAUUGUAAAGAGAGAAUGUGUAUACUGUGCCAUAAAAGAUAGAAUAAGCUCUAAACAGUGACAUUUUUACUAAUGCAUGCAAUGAAAAACGAAUUAGAGAGGGAACUUUUGUUACAGAUGUUUUAAAUGUUUACAUUGGUCAAUAAUUUAAUUUGAGUAACAGUAUUAUUUGAAUGUUUCCCUAUUUUCUGUUCACUUACUAUCCUCUCCGUGGUGCAGAUGAGAGUAACGGGGAGCGAGUAUAGGGGCUUAUCUCAUUUUAAAUAUGGCUGCCCUGAAAGUCUGCUGCAGCCCCAUGUAACAUUCCCUUCAUAUAUAGCUGCCAAGCACCCCAGGGGAGGCAGGUGUUCACUACAGAUUUAUGACAUACAGACGUGGCAUUAAAUUUUUAGGACAAGUGAUAUGUAGGUAGGAAUGAUCAGUAUCUGCCCAGCCAGUCCUUAUACCCUCCUCACCUGUCUACACUGCCUUUACACCAAUCAUGACUGAUGUCCCAUGGUUGUGUCUCCUCAGGCCUAGACUCAUUGACAUGAGUAAGGUGUACCACCAGACCAACGUGCAGAACCUUGAGUACGCCUUCAAUGUGGCAGAGACAGACCUGGGCGUGACACGCCUGUUGGAUCCAGAGGGUAAGACUGCAUUGAGAUGCUCCAGUACAUGUACAUGUGAUGAUGGCUGACCGCAACACCAGGGGUGUAAUCAUAAGUGCACACUGUAGCAAAGAGUUGCAAAACGUUUCGCAACAGAAAACGUUUUCCAACUAGUUUAUUUUGGUCAAAUUCCCUCCCCAUUUUGUUCUGUUUACUUCGGUUUUGUUCCUAGUGAAUGCACAUCAAGUUCUCCGACCACGUCCCACCUAACCUUGUACUUUUAAUAUUUAUUGGAAGAAGAGUCAGGGGUGAGAGACUCCAGAUGGAACUUGAAGAGCCCCCCCCCCCCCAUACCCUUCCGUGCUGAUGCACUGUAUGAGCCGUGUCCAAUCAAAAAUGUUGAUAGCUUACUCCUUUCUCCAAAUCCACCAUGAACAUGAUCUAAGUGUUUAACUAAUGAUUACACACAUAUUCACAUACCAACUAAUGAUUGGGUACACUUAACUCUUUGUUAUUCAAUGAAAGGCCCUCAUCCUAAAACAUUUAUAAAGUAACUAAUAACACCUCAAAGUACUUAAUUCUGUUUUUGGUAUUUGCAGCACCUCCCUUCCUCUUUUGCUGUGAAAAAAUCUAUAAACACACAAUUAUUUUCCCAGAUGUUGACGUGCCACACCCUGAUGAGAAGUCCAUCAUCACCUACGUGUCGUCCCUGUAUGAUGCCAUGCCCCGGGAUGUCCAGGAUGGAAUCCAGGCUAACGUGAGUGACUCAAGUGUAUUUCUGACCACCACGGAUCUCUGAAUAAACCUGAUAUACUCACAAACUGGACACUUCACGUCCGAGACUCAGAUUGAUAAAUUCAAAAGGGCGCUGUUAUUACAUUCAAUCCUACUUUCAAUGAGAGUUCAUUCAGAGGACUCCCGGAUUACACAGGCUUGUGACAGUCAGAACAUGUAAUUGUUUUGUUUAUGACACUGACAUCCAGAGUCGCUUCAAGUUGGAACUACAAUAGAAGUCCUGUGAUCCUAAAUGGAGCUGCAGGAAAUUAGCAACCUUCUGUGUUUACUUCAAAGUACUUUCUACCCAAUAAACACCUUCUCACACCACGGUAUGAUCACAGCACACAGAAGAGACCUGUUGGAAAAGCAGAAUGGUGUACGGUAUUGAUUUUAGAGUGCCAUUUGUACUCCAAUGAUAACUAAAGAUAUACUGAAAGUGAGUAAAGGAGGGAACUUUUGUUUAUUGCACAUGCGUAUACAUAUGCUCAUGCACACACACACACACACACACACACUACAUUAUCUUUCUCUCUCUCUCUCUCUCUCUCUCUCUCCAAUUCAAUUUGCUUUAUUGGCAUGACGUAACGAUGUACAUAUUGCCAAAGCGUACUUUGGAGAUUAAGUGAUACAUUUAUAAUAUUAACAUAAUUAAAAUAAUACUAAUCAAUAUUGUCAACGAGACAAUCAGUAACAACACUCACUCACUCACUCACUCACUCACUCACUCACUCACUCACUCACUCACUCACUCACUCACUCACUCACUCACUCACUCACUCACUCACUCACUCACUCACUCACUCACUCACUCACUCACUCACUCUCUGCUCCCUGUCCAGCCACACAAGGCUGGUCCUGUUGACACCUAAUUGAGUGAGGGUGGUGUGUGAGCAGGCGAGUUAUCAUGGCUCUCCAGGAGAAGGGACUUGCUGUGUGUUGUUAAACCCUGCUAUUGUCUGCUGUUUUCUGCUGUGUCUGUGCUACAGGAGCUGGAGCUGCGCUGGACAGAGUACUAUGAGCUGGUCACUAUCAUUCGGCAGUGGAUAAGCCACCAUGUCGUUAUCUUCGGGGAGAGGAGGUUCCAAGGCAGCUAUGAGGAGAUAGAGGUGAGUCUCCUACCUGAACAGUUAUUAGUAGUGCUGUUGUGACUGGGAUUGGAAUGCUACUUGUGGCUAGUCACAUAAAGUAUUAUUGCUAGACAUGGGAGCGUGUAUACUGUAACUUGGAUACUGAAAAUACUGUAUGUGUUUCUGUGUCUAUACAUUUUCAUAUAUCGGGUCUGUAGCUAAGGCAUUUUUUUUUGUUGCUGUGAAUUAUGUUUAUAAAAUUUCUCCACACACACCUUCAUUUAUUUUCUCUUACCAUGACUAUGCCUAUUCAGAGAUGCCUUACAUGCUCAAAUCGUUCUGGAGAUUCAUUUCUCUGAGCUCUUACUGAUAUGGAUGCAUACAUACAUCAACAGAACUCAUGAACUCAUGAGUCGCAUGGUCGUUAAAUAGUUAAGUCAUAAUGACCAAGCAGGUAGCUCUGCCAUUCGAUACCACAUCAAACAAUUACAGUAUGUGUCCAGUCUAGAGAUUGCAUUGUCUUGUGUAUGGAAUUGUGUGGCAUCUGGGUGGGUUGCACUGGAGCUGAGAAAAGCAGACCUGAAGGCACACAUUAUUCUACCUAAUCCUCGGUGGAAUCUUCCGUACUGCCCCUCCCCAUUCCCUGGCUAGCUCUGGAUCGUAAAACGUUGCGUGCCUGAAACUUUCUCUGUGGAGACAAAGAGGACUGUCAGAUACAGGCUAGGUCAGCUCAGUCCUCCUAUUGGAUAAUGUAUAUAACAUUCAUUAACCUAUCAGUUGCUGUAAUCAGUUUCCAAAUCUUGUACAGUACAUACAAAGGAAUUGUAGAGUAAAACGGAGGAGGACGCACUUCUGUGUCAAAUUUCCUUUAUCAACUCGAACACCUAUUAUAUGUGUUUAAUGUGCUCACACCUCCUUUUCAUCAGAUGUAAUGGUAUUAUCAGAAUGAGCAGUACAAGGCUGGGUAUAUUGUGCUUCAAGGUAGUCUAAUUCCAAGAUCUCUUUUCCUAGAAAAUGGUUCCCAAAAUACAGACAAAAGCAGUAUCUCGAGAAGUCUCUGUUUGUGUUUUUACACCAUCUGUGUCUUCUAAUAAGGCAUCUGACUUUUCUAUGUACACUUUUAAACACCCCACAUCUGUGUUUGCUUUAGUCUUUAUUUUGACACCUUCCCAAACAAUCAGGUUAGCCACAUUAUUGAUCUAGUACCAUAUUGGAUUGAAAAGGUCAAGCUCUGUGCGUAUGUUUGUGAGUAAGGACAUGGGAACAUGUUAUAAAGUUACAAGGUUACAAUACUUUCUCAAGUAAUGCCCACUGUAAGAAUGUAAAAAUGUCAACGAACUCAUCAAGAGCUGUAGUUUCACACUACAAGUACUGCUAAGUGUCGUGGUUGGGGUCAAUUCCAUUUCAAAUGGAAUUUCAGUUUACAUUUAAAAGGAAGCAAGAGUAGGAUGGAUUGAUUCACAAGCUAAUAAGGUAGGUAGCCUAGCGGUUAGAGCGUUGGGCCAGGAACUGAAAGGUUGCUGGUUCAAAUACCUGAGCCGACAAUGUGAAAAAUCUGCUGACGUGUCCUUGAGCAAGGCACUUAACACUUAUUUGCUCCAGGGGCGCCAUACUACUAUAGCUGACCCUGUAAAACAACACAUUUCACUGCACAUGCUUUUUUAAAAUAUAUAUAUAUAUACAGUGAGGGAAAAAAGUAUUUGAUCCCCUGCUGAUUUUGUACGUUUGCCCACUGACAAAGACAUAAUCAGUCUAUAAUUGUAAUGGUAGGUUUAUUUGAACAGUGAGAGACAGAAUAACAACAAAAAAAUCCAGAAAAACGCAUGUCAAAAAUGUAUUUGCAUUUUAAUGAGGCAAAUAAGUAUUUGACCCCUCUGCAAAACAUGACUUAGUACUUGGUGGCAAAACCCUUGUUGGCAAUCACAGAGGUCAGACGUUUCUUGUAGUUGGCCACCAGGUUUGCACACAUCUCAGGAGGGAUUUUGUCCCACUGCUCUUUGCAGAUCUUUUCCAAGUCAUUAAGGUUUGGAGGCUGACGUUUAGCAACUCGAACCUUCACCUCCCUCCACAGAUUUUCUAUGGGAUUAAGGUCUGGAGACUGGCUAGGCCACUCCAGGACCGUAAUGUGCUUCUUCUUGAGCCACUCCUUUGUUGCCUUGUCCUGUCCCCUUAGCAGAAAAACACCCCCAAAGCAUAAUGUUUCCACCUCCAUGUUUGAUGGUGGGGAUGGUGUUCUUGGGGUCAUAGGCAGUAUUCCUCCUCCUCCAAACACGGCGAGUUGAGUUGAUGCCAAAGAGCUCGAUUUUGGUCUCAUCUGACCACAACACUUUCACCCAGUUCUCCUCUGAAUCAUUCAGAUGUUCAUUGGCAAACUUCAGACGGGCCUGUAUGUGUGCUUUCUUGAGCAGGGGGACCUUGAGGGCGCUGCAGGAUUUCAGUCCUUCACGGCGUAGUGUGUUACCAAUUGUUUUCUUGGUGACUAUGGUCCCAGCUGCCUUGAGAUCAUUGACAAGAUCCUCCCGUGUAGUUCUGGGCUGAUUCCUCACCAUUCUCAUGAUCAUUGCAACUCCACGAGGUGAGAUCUUGCAUGGAGCCCCAGGCCGAGGGAGAUUGACAGUUAUUUUGUGUUUCUUCCAUUUGCGAAUAAUCGCACCAAAUGUUGUCACCUUCUCACCAAGCUGCUUGGCGAUGGUCAUGUAGCCCAUUCCAGCCUUGUGUAGUUCUACAAUCUUGUCCCUAACAUCCUUGAAGAGCUCUUUGGUCUUGGCCAUGGUGGAGAGUUUGGAAUCUGAUAGAUUGAUUGCUUCUGUGGACAGGUGUCUUUUAUACAGGUAACAAGCUGAGAUUAGGAGCACUCCCUUUAACAGUGUGCUCCUAAUCUCAGCUCGUUACCUGUAUAAAAGACACCUGAGGGCCAGAAAUCUUUCUGAUUGAGAGGGGGUCAAAUACUUAUUUCCCUCAUUAAAAUACAAAUCAAUUAAUACCAUUUUUGACAUGUGUUUUUCUGGAUUUUUUUUAUUUUAUUCUGUCUCUCACUGUUCAAAUAAACCUACCAUUAAAAUUAUAGACUGAUCAUGUCUUUGUCAGUGGGCAAACGUAGAAAAUCAGCAGGGGAUCAAAUACUUUCUUCCCUCACUGUAUGUAUGUAUAUAUAUAUAUAUAUAUAUAUUAUAUAUAUAUAUAUUAUAGUAUAUAUAUAUAUAUUUACAUUUACGUCAUUUAGCAGACGCUCUUAUCCAGAGCGACUAUACAGUGGGGAAAAAAAGUAUUUAGUCAGCCACCAAUUGUGCAAGUUCUCCCACUUAAAAAGAUGAGAGAGGCCUGUAAUUUUCAUCAUAGGUACACGUCAACUAUGACAGACAAAAUUAGAAAAAAAAAUCCAGAAAAUCACAUUGUAGGAUUUUUAAUGAAUUUAUUGGCAUAUGAUGGUGGAAAAUAAGUAUUUGGUCAAUAACAAAAGUUUCUCAAUACUUUGUUAUAUACCCUUUGUUGGCAAUGACACAGGUCAAACGUUUUCUGUAAGUCUUCACAAGGUUUUCACACACUGUUGCUGGUAUUUUGGCCCAUUCCUCCAUGCAGAUCUCCUCUAGAGCAGUGAUGUUUUGGGGCUGUCGCUGGGCAACACAGACUUUCAACUCCCUCCAAAGAUUUUCUAUGGGGUUGAGAUCUGGAGACUGGCUAGGCCACUCCAGGACCUUGAAAUGCUUCUUACGAAGCCACUCCUUCGUUGCCCGGGCAGUGUGUUUGGGAUCAUUGUCAUGCUGAAAGACCCAGCCACGUUUCAUCUUCAAUGCCCUUGCUGAUGGAAGGAGGGUUUCACUCAAAAUCUCACGAUACAUGGCCCCAUUCAUUCUUUCCUUUACACGGAUCAGUCGUCCUGGUCCCUUUGCAGAAAAACAGCCCCAAAGCAUGAUGUUUCCAACCCCAUGCUUCACAGUAGGUAUGGUGUUCUUUGGAUGCAACUCAGCAUUCUUUGUCCUCCAAACAUGACGAGUUGAGUUUUUACCAAAAAGUUAUAUUUUGGUUUCAUCUGACCAUAUGACAUUCUCCCAAUCCUCUUCUGGAUCAUCGAAAUGCACUUCAGAUGGGCCUGGACAUGUACUGGCUUAAGCAGGGGGACACGUCUCGCACUGCAGGAUUUGAGUCCCUGGCGGCGUAGUGUGUUACUGAUGGUUGGCUUUGUUACUUUGGUCCCAGCUCUCUGCAGGUCAUUCACUAGGUCCCCCCGUGUGGUUCUGGGAUUUUUGCUCACUGUUCUUGUGAUCAUUUUGACCCCACGGGGUGAGAUCUUGCGUGGAGCCCCAGAUCGAGGGAGAUUAUCAGUGGUCUUGUAUGUCUUCCAUUUCCUAAUAAUUGCUCCCACAGUUGAUUUCUUCAAACCAAGCUGCUUACCUAUUGCAGAUUCAGUCUUCCCAGCCUGGUGCAGGUCUACUAUUUUGUUUUUGGUGUCCUUUGACAGCUCGUUGGUCUUGGCCAUUGUGAAGUUUGGAGUGUGACUGUUUGAGGUUGUGGAUAGGUGUCUUUUAUACUGAUAACAAGUUCAAACAGGUGCCAUUAAUACAGGUAACGAGUGGAGGACAGAGGAGCCUCUUAAAGAAGAAGUUACAGGUCUGUGAGAGCCAGAAAUCUUGCUUGUUUGUAGGUGACCAAAUACUUAUUUUCCACCAUAAUUUGCAAAUAAAUUCAUAAAAAAUCCUACAAUGGGAUUUUCGGAUUUUUUUCUCCUUCAUGUUGACGUGCGAGAAAUAAGGCCUCUCUCACUUUUAAUGAGAACUUGCAUUGUGUCAAUACUUUCACUGUAUAUAAAUGUCCCCUUGUGACCGUUCGAGAACGUUAAGAAAAUGUUCUCCUUCAUCAUGUCUCUCUCGCUUUCAGAUUCUGUGGCGUCAGUUCUUGAAGUUCAAAGAGACCGAACUGCCUGCAAAGGAGGCCGACAAGCACCGUUCCAAACUCAUCUACCAGUCCUUUGAGGUUAGCCAUGCACAGAGCUUCUAUUCUAUUCUUUUCUAUGCUAUUUGCAUUCUAGUCUAUUCGAUUAAUUAUAUUAUAUUUUAUUCUACUCUAUUGUAUCCCAUUCCAUUAUACUCUACUCUAUUUUUGAUAGAUUGAUAUAGAUAGAUAAAGAUGGUUGUUUGAUUUGUGGCUAUGAUUUUACCCCACCCCCUCUACAGAGUGCAGUGCAUACUGGUCAGGUCAAGGUCCCUCCAGGCUACCACCCCAUUGAUGUGGAGAAGGAAUGGGGCCGUCUGCAUGUGGCCAUCCUAGAGAGAGAACGACUGCUCAGGACAGAGCUUGAGAGGUGAGUGAGUGAAGCUGUGUAGUGGAUAUCAAUGUCUGGCCAUAUUAUUCCUGAUUCCACGAUUCGAUCAAUCCUCAUCUGGAUCUACACUGAACAAAAAUAUAAACGCAACAUGUCAAGUAUUGGUCCCAUGUUUCAUGAACUGAAAUAAAAGAUCCCAGAAAUGUUCUAUACGCACAAAAAGCAUAUUUCUCUCAAAUUUGGUGCACAAGUUAGUUUCCAUCCCUGUUAGUGGGGAUGCCAAGAUAAUCCAUCCACAUAACAGGUGUGGCAUAUUAAGAAUCUGAUUAAACACCAUGAUCAUUACACAGGUGCACCUUGUGCAGGGGACAAUAAAAGGCCACUCUACACUGUGCAGUUUUGUCACAAAACACAAUGCCACAGAUGUCUCAUGUUUUGAGAGAGUGUGCAAUUGGCAUGCUGACUGCAGGAAUGUCCACCAGAGCUGUUGCCAGAGACUUAAAUGUUAAUUUCUUUACCAUAAGCCACCUCCAACGUCAUUUUAGAGAAUUUGGCAGUACGUCCAACCGGCCUCACAACCGCAGACCACGUGUAUGGCUUCGUGUGGACGAGCGGUUUGCUGAUGUCAACGUUGUGAACAGAGUGCCCCAUGGUGGCGGUGGGGUUAUGGUAUGGGCAGACAUAAGCUACGGACAACGAACACAAUUGCAUUUUAUCAAUGGCAAUUUGAAUGCACAAAAAUACCAUGACGAGAUCCUGAGGCCCAUUGUGAGGCCCAUUUUUUUUUAAGGUAUCUGUGACCAACAGAUGUGUAUCUGUAAUCCAUAAGUAAAUUGACUGAUUUCCUCGUAUGAACUGUAACUCAGUAAUGAAAUUGUUGCAUGUUGCGUUUAGAUUUUUGUUGAGUAUUUAUCUGCUCUCUUCAAGUGACCUUGUUAGUUUCUGCCUGUUUUGUUUAGAAAAAAUUCGGUCUUCAUGUUACAAAUUGGGAAGAAUAUGUUAUUGUUCGACACAAGACAGGUCAUUGAUUCAUUGGUCUGUGUGAGAGCAUCCUGGAUAACUAACUCCAUUAGUCUAUUAAACCUAGUGUUACCUUAGUUGCACCGCUCUGGGGCCUUGUUUAGGUUGUGGUUUGUCUACUGCCAGCUCCUCUUGAACAGUAAUGCCAUUGGCACGCCUGAGAUUUGGUAUCUACGAUGCCAUAGGGGCUUGGACACUGUCCUGCCUGAUUUCUCUAAGGUCUUCAGGGAUGACUUCAUGUGUCUUGACUUCAGAUGGAAGUUUCCACUAGUUUCUUUGAUUAAGUAGUGCCACAAAGCAUAGUUUAGAAUAUCUGACUGUUGAUGAGUGCAAUUUACUUACAGUGAAUGAGUCAUGAUUCAUAUAAUAGCCACAGAAAGUGACAGAUGGAUUCUCAUCAAGCCAAUUCUAUUUAUCGGACCAUUUCCUUGUCAGUUACAUGUGCAGUUUAAACAGCUGCAAGAACAACAUCUGAAGCUAAGUAAUGCACAGUAAUUAUAUUACCCAUCUCCCCUAAUUCGGAGACUCCAUAUCCAGAUGCAUGCAGCAAGAUGUUAUGAUUGAAUCAUGUUUUCCCUUUGCAAUGAAGGGAUUGCAAUGAAAGGCAUCCUCUGUUCACAAGGGCAAGUCCGGUACAGAGCGAUUUAUUUUUACAAAAUGCAUUCUUGUAACCUUAAUCAGAUAUGAUUAUCUGUCAGAAUACAUCAAAUACCGAUGUUUUCAAUAUCAAAAGGCUAGAUAGCUGGAGUGGUAUUGUGUUGCAAGUUGUCUUAAAUUGGGCUGGUCCACUGUCAUAAGACUUGUUUGCUGGGUCCAUGUUCAGUAGAAUCGGCAGUCCUAGUUUACUAGUUUCAACUAAGUUCAUCAGAUUGGGCAGCGCUCUAUCUGGGCUGUCUUAUUCAUGGGACUGGGAUGAGGAAUGGCUGAUCCAGCUCAGCAGAAAUUCCAUUCAACCCCACCACUGCCUGCCAAGAUGGGAGAGAAUUCCCAUGACACUAUGGGACUGUGUUAAGAAGAGCCACCUCUCUACCUGGGACUUUAAAAGGGAGAGGAUAGGGACUAGAGUAUGGCAUUUGUGACUGACCCUUAUAGAUUAGAGUACCUGCUGCGUUCAAAGAGGCCGUAAGUGUCUUGUUCUGGACUUUCAUUGAUUGUGCUGUUGUUGUUAUUGUGUUAUUAUGUUAUUACGUUUUUAGCUGUGGCCAAGCAAGGAAUUUGUUAUAUUUCGUACUUGAUAUUCUUAAUCGUGACAUAAAACAGUGUUGUUUUUGUUUUUUCUAUUGAUUCAUUCACUUUUAGCAUGGUAUAGAAGUGAAAUUCAGUGUUGAUCCUGACCUGGUACAUUGCUAAAAACCAUUGGGGAAAGAAACUGUUUUGUCCAGAUCAGUGUUAAUGCUCCUCUUUUCUUCCCCCAGGCUAGAGAGACUCCAGAGGAUCGUCGGUAAAGUCCAGAUGGAGUCGGGUGUGUGUGAGGAGCAGCUCAACCAGCUGGAGACCCUGCUGCAGACGGUGAGUCUUGGACCACUAACACUGACUGUACAGUGAGGCUGGGGCUGGGGCUGGGGACUGUGGGCUGGGGCUGAGGCUGGAGCUGGGACUGAGGCUAGAGCUGGGACUGGGGCUGGGGCUGAGCCUGGGGCUGGGGCUGAGCCUGGGGCUGGGGCUGGGGCUGAGGCUGGAGCUGGGACUGAGGCUAGAGCUGGGGCUGGGGCUGGGGCUGAGCCUGGGGCUGGGGCUGGGGCUGAGGCUGGGGCUAAGGCUGGGGCUGGGACUGGGGCUGGGACUGGGGCUGGGACUGGGGCUGGGGCUGAGCCUGGGGCUGGGGCUGGGGCUGGGGCUGGGACUGGGGCUGGGACUGGGGCUGAGGCUGGGGCUAAGGCUGGGGCUGGGGCUGGGGCUGGGGCUGGAGCUGGGGGAACUAAGGACAGCCAUUGUCCUCAAUUAUGCAAAGUUGCUAUAGGCUAGUGAUUGGGUCAAAUGACUCAUACCGGCAAGUCAUAUGCUCCAGUUAGAAAAUCAUUAGCUGUCUGUUUACUACCUCAUUCAAAACCAAUGUGUCCAGUCAUCACCAGUGAAAAUGCUCCAAUCAGAAUGGUUUUCCCUCUCCUGUCAUAAAACAGCGUGAGGUGGGCUGUGUAAGUACAGUCUCACAUAACAAAAUUAAAAUGUUAACUAUCUCCAACAACUUUGGAAAGCCAUGAAAUCCUUAAAGUGGAGGAAGCAUUACUUGUCUGUCAAUCAUAGAAACCCUUUACCUGUGGAAAGCUCAUAGGUUAUUGACAUUUAAUAAUGGUAUGCCCUCCUCCCUCUAGGACAUCCGUCUCCUGAGUGCAGGGAAGCCGGCUCAGCACACUGCCGAGGUGGAGAGGGACCUGGACAAGGCAGACGGCAUGAUCCGCCUGCUCUUCAAUGACGUGCAGCUGCUCAAAGAUGGGCGCCACCUGCAGGCCGAGCAGAUGUACCGCAGGUGAGUUGGACAUUUCAGUUUCUCACAAAAUGGAUAGUAAAGUAUCUAUUUUCUAUUCGAUUCUAUUAUAUACAUUGGUCGAUUACAACGAUUAGCUUUGUCAGUAUAAAAAUUUUUUUCUCUAAAUUAUUAAUUAUAUCCCCUCCCCCUCUAGUCAAGAAAUGUGUUACAGGACAGAACACUUAUGCAUGUUGUUCCCACAGGGUAUACCGCCUUCACGAGCGUCUGGUGAACCUGCGCACCGAUUACAACCUGCGUCUCAAGUCGCAGGUGACGACCACCCAGAUGAUGAAGACCCAGACCAUCCAGCAGUCCUCCACCAGGUUGCGUCCCGAGCUGGACGAGGUGACCCUGCGCUACGCCCAGGACCUGCUGACAUGGGUGGAGGAGAAUCAGAGGCGGAUUGACGAGGCCGAGUGGGGCUCGGACCUGCCCACCGUGGAGUCUCAGCUGGGCAGCCACCGGGGCCUGCACCAGACCGUGGAGGACUUCCGCGCCAAGAUUGAACGGGCCAAGGCUGACGAGGUACUAGACCUUAAAGGGGCAAAGGUGAAAUAUGUUUUAGUGGGGUGUUAUAAUAAUUUUGGUUUCAUAGACUCUCCAUAUCAUAUAUUUCCAUAUCACUUUGAAUGAGUUUACAUCAUGUACUUUGUAUUCGAUCUGAGGGAAUGGAGACAUUACAUAUGUUCAUUACCAUCCUCAAGUGCUAGAUCCUCUCUAUCUGACUAUGACAUUACAUUGAUGUUGCCUGUGUGUCUCUUGUGUCCCUCAGAACCAGCUAUCCCCAAUCAGUAAGGGGACGUACAGUCAAUACCUGGGCAAACUGGACCUUCAGUAUGCCAAGCUGCUGGUAAGAUCUUUAUUCAGAAGCAUUCUUUUGGGUUAAAUGUAAUAUAUUUUGGGGAAAAUGCCGUAAUGGUCAGCUACCACCAGGACUGGUAAUAAUUGUAUUCUCAUAAAUGCACACAUACAGUAUGUAAUUAAAUCUUCCCUCUUUCACCGCUCUCUCCCAGAACUCCUCCAAAUCUCGUCUGCGUAACCUGGACUCGCUCUAUGUGUUCGUCAGCGCCGCAACCAAGGAGCUGAUGUGGCUCAACGACAAAGAGGAGGAGGAGGUCAGCUACGACUGGAGCGACCGCAACACCAACAUGACCGCCAGGAAAGACAACUACUCGGUAGGUCUGACCGCCCACUCAGAAAACCAUAUACAUAACAUGAAAAUAUAUAUCAGAAAUGCUGUUAAGACAGCUUGGUUGUUCAAGUGCACAUUUUCUGGAAGCAUAGAAAAAUAUUGAAAGAUCAUACAGUAUUUCCAAACUCUGGAGUAGUGUUUAUCUGAAUGUAAGGCUGUUGAUAGCUCAUUGAUAGCUCAUCUUCAUUCUGCAGGGUCUGAUGCGUGAGCUGGAGCUGAGAGAGAAAAAGGUCAACGACAUCCAGGCCAUAGGAGACAAGCUGCUGAAGGAGGGUCACCCUGGCAAGAAGACAGUGGAGGUGAGCACCACACUACCCCCUAGUGGUCUCCAUAUGCAAUAACAGGGUAAACCUGGACGGUAUGCAUUAGUACACAGAACUGCACACCGUAGUAGACAGUUUUGCAACUGAAAAUGAAAACAAGCAUGUCUUAUUGGACAAGUUCAGGUAGUCCCUCCCUUUUUCAGUCUGUUUUCCUCCGUUUGGUGCCUAGUGAACACAACCCUGUUUUGUCCCAACUCUUGUCCCCCUUUAAUUUCCAGGCCUUCACAGCAGCCCUGCAGACUCAGUGGAGCUGGAUCCUCCAGCUGUGUUGUUGCAUCGAGGCUCACCUCAAAGAGAACACAGCUUACUACCAGGUUUGGAUGCUCAGAAUAAUUUUCAAAAUAGAGAAUGGCUCAUAAACCUGCAUGGUCCUAUGAGGAAUAGUUCCGAACCCAAUUGUUGAUGUUCUCACUGAUUGUUCAAUACACGUGGCCUUAUCCUCUUGUGCUUCUUCACAGUUCUUUUCGGACGUGAAAGAGGCUGAGGAGAGGAUGAAGAAGAUGCAGGAGACGAUAAAGAAGAAGUACAGCUGUGAUCGCUCCACUACCGCCACGCGACUAGAGGACCUGCUGCAGGAUGCUGUGGUAUUGAACCUACUACACGUUGGACUGUCUAUGGAUGCUUGUACUCACAUAAAACAUGAGGUCACCUAGCUCUCGACCCAUAUUCAUAAAUCGUAAAAGUAGGACUGCUGAUCUAAAAUCAGGUAUGUUUUUUAUAUAUAAUUAAUGGAAAGGGGGUACAUGAUCCGAGAUCAGUACUCCUACUCUGAGACACUUUAUGAAUAUGGGCCCUCGUCAUAGGCAGAACUGUAGUGGCUCAAAUGCAGAGAAAGCAGACCAGCACUCUCUUAUCUUUUUGUUCCGUCUGUUUCUGGAGAUGUUGAAUUAUUUCCCUUCUUCACCAGGAGGAGAAGGAGCAGCUGAAUGAGUUUAAGACUCACGUGGCCGGCCUGAACAAGAGAGCCAAGACCAUAAUCCAGCUGAAGCCCCGUAACCCCACCAAGUCCAUCAAGGGCAAACUGCCCAUCCAGGCCGUGUGUGACUUCAAACAGAUGGAGGUAAGCACAUCAUCCUUAUCAUCACCUUUUUAAGGUACCUGGUGUAGGAAUAACUCUCUACCUAUGUAGAGGUAUCAGAGACUUACUUUUCAUUCAUUUGUUCAUUAAUUUGUUUGUUCCUUCAUUCAUUCAUCCUGGUUCAUUCAUUCAUGCUGGACUAGCCAUCCAUCCAUUCAUCCAUGGACUGUAACUUCUCAUAUACUCCGUCUCUCUGUGCAGAUCACCGUCCAUAAGGGAGAGGAGUGUGCUCUCAUCAACAACUCUCCACAGCCCAACAAGUGGAAGGUCCUCAACCGCUCAGGCAUUGAGGCGGUGGUGCCUUCAGUCUGUUUCCUGGUUCCACCUGUCAACAAGGAGGCUAUGGACAGUGUGUCCAGGUGAGGCUCUUACAUCAAUACACAGUGCUCUCCAUCAAUAAAUCACAUUUGGAAUACGUAGAGCCAGGGUUUUUUCCUUAGUCUCGUCCCAGAUCUGUUUGUGCUGUCUUCCGGUACAAUGACCAUAGGAGUUGGCAAGAUGACACAAAUAGAUCUGGAUCCAGGCAUGAAAAACCCUAGUUAUAUUUGUUUUACAGUACAGUAAAACUUCCUUCUCUCUCUGUCUCCUACCUCAGUCUGGACUCUGGUCACCAGUCGAUGCUGAUCCUGUGGCAGAGAAUGCAUAUGAACAUGAAGAGCAUGCUGUCCUGGCAGUACCUGAUGAGAGACAUCACACAGAUACGUACCUGGAACAUCACCAUGGUAAACACUGGUCAUCUGUGUUUUUGAUUCUUGAGAAAACUGAGAAAGAUAUAUAGUAAUUAGAAUAGUUUGACACUCGUUAACUUUUGAAGCUUAGACUUGCACUAUUUUAAGUUAAACGUGAUCCUCACAGACAGUCAAUCAGUGACCCUGUGAGAGGAAGUCAAGUGGUCACCCUGUUUGUGUUAAUGUAAGUGUACUGAAUCGAACGGGGAGAUUUCCCAUAACUUUGUUGCUUUAGGGUGAGGUUGAGUCUCGAGCUCUGUUAUUUAUAGAGCAGACCAUGUAAACAUGGAGAAGUGUUUUAUUGAGUUAGAAAACCUCAUGGGUUUCCAAAUUGAAUUAUUGGCGGGGAAAGUUCUUACACUGUUACCACAGUAAUGAGCAGUGUCUACCAAAGCUUGUUUGUAUUACAUAACAAAGAAACGAAAAGCCUUGAUUGUACAGUAGAUUUACAUUUUAUCAAAUGUAACCGCCUAAAACAGGUUGUGAUACAAGCAGGGUACAUGGACUGAAUGACAGUGACAGAUUGACAGGCAAUUCUGAUAGAUUCCUCUCACAAGGAGGAGGUUUUGAAAUGAUUAACAUGUUUUAGAUUGACUAUUUACCUCUCUCCUUAUUCCACCUCUCCCUUCUCUCCUUCUCCCUCUUUUUCCACCUCUCUCCUUCUCCCUCUUCUUCUCUCUCUCGCUCUUUCUCCCUCCCCUCCCUCCCCUCUAUAGUUUAAGACCAUGAAGGUGGAGGAGUACAGGCUGAUUAUGAGGAACCUGGAGCUUCACUACCAGGACUUCAUGCGUGACAGUCAGGACUCCCAGCUGUUUGGUCCAGACGACCGUAUGCAGAUCGAGGGCGACUACACUAAGACCACACAGUACUACGACAACCUUCUGCGCUCUGUGGAGAAAGGUCAGUUCCACCUACAUACUCAUGAACAAACACAACACACCUCUGUAACCCUUUAUUUUACAGCCUGGUAUUUACCUGGUGUUUACCUGGUAUUAAUUAAGAAACUAAUGGGGUAUUAGUGGGUACUUUCUGGUUUGGUGACUACCUGGUUUGACAAAACAUUUAUAAGUAAUUACCUAAUAAACAGCGGGCUGUAAAAUAAAGUUUUGAUCUCAGUAAGGGUGGCAUCUACUCUCCUUCUCUGAGUACCAACAGCAAACAGUAUUUUAUACAGUGGAUGUGUGUAGUCAGGGGUGAAAGGCGUGAUACUGUACACCGGUUUCUGCAACAUUGGGUAACUGUCAAAUUCACCUUUCAGGACGAGUGGUUAAAGCGAAAGGUGAGUGUGUCACGCCAAGCUAUAGCUCACACAGGCACCAGUGAACCGCCAUGCUUUUGAACUAUGAAUGGUUGGGAUGUUCAAAAAUGAACGAUUUGUUGUUUUCAUCACUCCACCCCCAUCGACUUUUACAGUGUUCACAUUGAUAGCAAUGCUUUCGCUAGCUCUUACCGCUUUUGAGUGAGUGCAUGAUUUUGAUUGCCUUUUUUUGGGGUCAAUUUCCUGUAUCCAAUUUGGCUUAGUUAGUUUUUUUUGUCAUACAAUAUAGUGCUAUAGAAAAACACAUUCAGGUAGUAGUCAAACUGUGUUUUGCUGUGUGUCGAGAUACCACUGCACAGUGUAGUCACCUACAUAGAGGAUCAUUUGUAAUGAAAUAUGCUUUGUUUGAAUGCAUAUCAAGCUGUGUGUGUGUGAGACACACUACAUGUGAACAUAUGCAUGUCUGAUCAUGAAUCACAUGAAUGCACUGCACAAAGGUGUGUGUGUGUGUGUGUGUGUGUGUGUAUAUAUAUAUAUCUGUGCAAUUGUAAUUCCAUUCAAAGCAAUGCGGUAUUGCAAGGUAAAAAACGUACACGGAAAAACAAGGGAAAGGUUUCACCACACAACCCGCUAUCUUACCACACCUACACCCACAGUGACCACACCCAUCCUGCCCUAAGCUCCUCACCAUGAUAAUAUAAUAAUCAUAUUAUUAUUGCCACUUAGCAGACGCUUCUAUCUGAAACGAUUUACAGUACAGUGUGUGCAUACAUUUUGAUUAUGUGUACGUGAUCCCUGUGGGAAUUGAACCCACAACCUUGGAUCUUCUAGUGCCACACUCUUACCAACUGAGCCACACAGGGACCACAUAAUGAGAGAAGAUGGUACGGUAUAUGUAUAGCCUGUCCUAACCGAUGUCCAUGCUGCACACAGGUGACCAGGACGAGUCGAUGUGUGUGACCUACAUCACCCAGAUCAAGGACCUGCGUCUACGGAUAGAGGACUGCGAGGCUCGUACCGUGGCCCGCAUCCGCAAGCCCGUGGACAAGGACCCCCUCAAAGACUGUGCCCAGAAGACCACCGACCAGAAGGUACUGUACACUGUAAUAACUAAAGAAUAAGUUCUGACUUAGGUCUAACCUAUGUAUUGGACAGGUCUCCUCCGUAAAAAGACGCUCAGUGGAUCAAACUGUAUAAAUAAAGGAUAAUAAAGUAUAACCUAUAUACAGGGAAAUGUAACGGAGGGGCAUAUGUGCUAGUGUCCAUGGCACAACAGAUACCGGAGUUAAUCACCGAAAAAUGAUGGUGUUUUAUUUGAACACUGGGAAGAACAGUAAGCACCAUCAUAAAGACUCUGAAUGUGUUUUUAACAAGGACCUACUGUAAUACUGUUAUGGAGGGGGACCGGAGCGCCAAGUCUAGGUCCAAAAGGCUCCUUAACAGCUUCUACCCCCAAGCCAUAAGACUGCUGAACAAUUAAUCAAAUGGCCAUCCGGACUAUUUACAUUGACACCCCCCCCCCUCCAUUUGUUUUUACACUGCUGCUGCUCGCUGUUUAUUAUCUAUGCAUAGUCACUUUACCCCUACCUACAUGUAGAAAUUACCUCGACUAACCUGUACCCCCGCACAUUGACUCGGUACCGGUACCCCCUGUAUAUAGCCUCGUUAUUGUUAUUUUAAUGUGUUACUUUUUAUUUUAUUUAGUAAAUAUUUUCUUAACUCUAUUUCUUGAACUACAUUGUUGGUUAAGGGCUUGUAAGUAAGCAUUUCACGGUAAGGUCUACACCUGUUGUAUUCGGCGCAUGUGACAAAUACAAUUUGGUUUGAUUUGAAAAUGUGAUACCAAGCAGGGUUGGGUAGGUUACUUUCUAAAUGUCAUCUGUUAGUUGCUAGUUACAUGGCUAAAUUGUAAUAGAUUACUUUCCCCUUAAGAGGCAUUUGAAGAAGACAAACGUUUAUAUUACCAAUUUACCGACAUCUAUUACAGGACAAAUCAAUGUUAGCGUUUCCAUAGCUGGCCAUAAAUGGAUGUUGCAUUUUACUUUAUGGGUUGGUUAUGUAGGAUUCUUCUAACCCAUUGCUUUCUACUACAGAUACAAAUAUGAUUAGGCUAUAUCUUUACAUUAAAAACCAACGUCUGUCAGAUUUCCAGUCAUUCCAAUUAAUUGAAUACCCCUUGAUCUUCAAGAAUAGGACUUUUCGCCAAAUUGUUUUACCUGAGCAUAACCCAAAAAUGAAGGACUAUUUAGCCUACUCUGUUGUUUAUGAUUUUGUUGUCAUGCAGGCUCAUUGCUUUGAGUUUAAAAAUAAAUGCUGCUCUCAUGGAAUGGCAUUCUUUGAGCACAACUGAAAGUGCUAUUUGCAUAUGGAAAUGUUUACCAUAUUCUGUAUUUGCUACAGGCUUAUUGUUUCCGUUUUUUGUUGGUGACACUUUGAUAGCUCUAUAAUUUGCAGUUUUUUACGUCCAUCAAAAAUGUGCGAGUUUGAGCAUAUAUGUCCAUUAGGCCGAUUGGCAUUUUUCUGAAUCAGCACGAAUUAGAUUGAGCAGUAAAUAUAUCCAUUUGUGAACAGCCAUCCACAACCACCACAAUCCGUAAGGUGCAAAUAGCUAAAUGAGAGAGCACCAGUGUGAUUGACAUCAAUGCGCUAUGUAGAUAUCAAUAAUAAGUGAUAUCUGCAUCGCCCGUAGGCUACACCACUGCUGUCGUCCUUACGUUCAAGCGUUUAUUCAAGUUGGAUAAUCUUUGGAUGCCAACAGCACUCGCACUGUUGGAAGACAUAGCUUGGACUGUAACCUACAAAAGCCUAUUAAUGUUAUUUUCCUGCGAUCCUUCAAAUGCAUUUGGUGUGUCAUCAUAGUUGUCUCUGACUUGUGGUCAGAUUCACUCAGGCGGAACAAACUUAAACUUGUGCCAUUUUUCAAUGCUGAUUUGAAUGUCAUUGAGAAUAAUUUUUUCACAAACAUCUUUUUGAAUGUAAAAGUAAUCCUAUAAGUAAUCAUCUAGUUUUUCAAGUGUCUGUAAUGUGAUUACAAUAUUUUAGCUGGUAAUGUAACGUACAGUUUUUUGGGAAUCAGUUACAUGUAAUCCGUUACUCCCCAACCCUGAUACCAAGCUACAGACUGGCACCAGAAACAGGACAAAGCACUACACAGAAAAGGAGAGAGAGAGAAUGAGGAAGAAAGAGAAUGAGGGAGAGGGAGAAAGAGAGGGAAUGAAUAGAGACCGAUAGAGAAGACAGGGAGGCUUAAUUACAGCAGAUUGCAGCUAUGGAUACGGUUUUCUGCGGCGAGGGAGAGAAAUGUGAGAAAGAAGGGGGCUUGAGAAAGGAGAGAUACAGGCUGUACGGGAACCAAGUGCAGCAGGAAAGAGAGGAACGAUGACUCAGGAGAAGGGAGGAUAGGCGGGGCAGAGGUAGAUAGAGAGGGAGGGAAUGGAAUGUUCUCCUUCUUCUGCGCUGCCUCUGAGGGGGGAAGAGGGAGAGAGGAGGAGGCGAGUCAUGAGAGUGAGACAGAGAGAGCAAGAGAGAGAGAAAGGGAAAAGAGAGUACUGUUAUAAAGCUCAGUGUGUCCAGUUAGUCCCUGGGCUGUGUUUCUCUAUGGAGACUGAGGGAGACUGGCAAGAAGGCCCACUGCCCAGCCUGCUGCUCCAGCUCCUCUGGACCCUGCUGGCUCUGGGCCUAGUGGGGAUCCUUUCUCUGCUACUCCACCAAGACCCCUGGCAGCUCCUCACCCAGAGAAGCCACACACAGGUCAGGCUCAGGAACACACUGCUUCCUUGGACCUGAUAGAGGGAUUCAGCAUUAUGAUAGUCGGUGGAAGUUUUUAAUCAGAGGAGGUUUUCUCUCUUUGUUUUGCUAUUUGUCCUUUCUUUAUCUUAAUCGUCAUGUGCUUGUUUUUCUCCUGUUUCAGAAAGUCCAAGUGGAGCUUGAGGGUAUCAAGAAGAACCUGGACCAGGUGGCCGUGAAGACCGAGGAGGUCCUGAGUACCGCUCCUCAGCAGUCCAGCACUGCCCCCGUCCUGCGCUCUGAACUGGAGUUCACCCUGAAGAAGAUGGACCAUGUCUACAUCCUCUCCUCUGUCUAUCUAGAGAAGUGAGUUGACUUGUCUGUUUUCUUUCUGUAGCCAGUAGCCAUUUUGGAGGUUCUUAUUGCCCUAAAAAAAGCAACAAACAAGCAAGUGAAAAUACAACAUUCUAUUUAAGCAGCAUAGGGAAAACCCAUUGUAGGCUAUUUUUCUUAAAUCUCCCACACCACUUCCCAUCCAUCCCUCCUCCACUGACAUUUCCUUUUCCUUGCCUCAGGCUGAAGACGGUGGACGUGGUCAUCCGCAACACGCAGGUGGCCGAGGGCGUGCUGAAGAAGUAUGAGGAACGACUGCGCGAGGUCCAAACUGUGCCCAAUGACGUCAAGGAGGUGGAGAUGUACCGCACCCAGCUCAAGGUGAGUUGACUGGACAGCACUGGGCACAGCCUCAGCCUUUAUUCUUGUUUACACUGAACAACCAGGCUUCUGUUCUCAGUUCUCUCAACACUUACCUCCUGUUGUAUGACACAGUUGGUCUCCGCUUUUUCCAAGCCGGGGAGCUGGAGAGGCUUUUGCAUAAAUGCAACUCAGUAGUUCGAUUGUGAUGUUUAUGACAUUAAAAACACAUGCGCUCUGGGACGUUAAUGAACUGUGUGGGAUUCAUUACGGGUUUCUCGACUGCCAACGCUCAUUAUUUUUUGCGUUUUAUAUGUAUCAUUGGAUUAUGAACAUGGAAACAAGGCAGGUUUAAAAAGAGGGGAAAACUGUUUACGUGAUGAAACACAAGAGUCCAUGCAUAACAUGCUUCUGUGAAGAACUGUAACUUUCUCCAUGAUUUUUUUUGACUGUUGCUCUUCCUUCCCGUCUCUUUCCCUGUAGAAAAUGCGUGCUGAAGCAGAGGGCGAAAAGCCUGCAUUCGAUUCUCUGGAGGGCGAGCUCGGAAAGGCAGCAGCCGUGAGCGAGAAGAUGUCUCGUGUGCACAGUGAGCGUGACUCUGAGCUGGACCACUACCGCCAUCUCCUGUCGGGUCUCCAGGACCGCUGGCAGGCUGUGUUCGCCCAGAUGGACCUGCGUCGGCGGGAGCUGGAGCAGCUAGGUCGCCAGCUGGGGUACUACAGAGAGAGCUACGACUGGCUCAUCCAGUGGAUUGGUGGCGCCAAGCAGAGGCAGGAGAAGAUCCAGGCUGUGUCCAUCAGCGACAGCAAGACUCUAAAGGAGCAACUAGCCCAGGAGAAGGUAGGCUACUGUACUGAUGGGGGCAUAUUAGGGGUCCAUUACAUCACUACACUGCUCUAGGUGCUUAGCUGAUUAACUGAACAUUCUGAGACUUUGUGAAAAUAAGUCAUUGACACCUUUUUUAUACUUCUUAUUUUGUAUACUACUUAUGAGACUAUGAAUGUUAUAAAGGUGUGUUUUGUGUAGUUCUCAUUAUUGAACAUAUACAGGCACACCUUGAAAUCACAUCCAGACUAAUUCUGAUUAUUUCCCCCAACAUAGAAACUUCUGGAAGAGAUCGAGCAAAACAAAGAGAAAGUUGACGAGUGUCAGAAAUAUGCCAAGGCGUAUAUCGACACUAUCAAGGUAAGCAUGCACAACAUUAGUGUCCACAAACGUGAAAACCAUUAUUGCAUUCAUAUACAGCUUUAUUUAAAUGUCUUAAUUUCAUAGUGUUUAGUGUUAAAACAUCCUGUUUCUUUUUAUUAGGAUUAUGAACUCCAGUUAGUGGCCUACAAAGCACAGGUGGAGCCUCUCUCACCCCUGAAGAAAACCAAAAUGGAUUCUGCCUCAGAUAACAUCAUUCAAGAGGUCUGUGCCACUUGUGUAAUCUGAACGCACAUUGUCAUUCCCUGACAACCAUUUGCAAUGUUUGGAGAAAAGUUUAGAUCAAUAGUUUAAGCCAACACACACUAAAUCAAAGGUUUCCUGUUUUAUUUCUUCUCCAUCAGUAUGUGACGCUAAGAACCCGCUACAGCGAGCUGAUGACUCUGACCAGUCAGUACAUCAAGUUUAUCACCGACACACAGCGCCGCCUGGAGGACGAGGAGGUGCGUGACAACACACUGGGAUAUCCUAACCCUAACCCAUUGACAACCAAUGAAAAACAAACGCAUGACCACUCUCUUGCACGCACAAAUGCAUACACACACAUUAAUGUAUGGUUGACUUGACAUUCCUUCAUUUUGAGGUAAAGUAUGAUUUGGAAAAUUGGCAUUGGCGUGCUGUACUGUAGCUGCAGGAUGUAAGGGCACCUAGCAGACAGGAAAUCCUAUCACUUACAAUGAUGGCCAAGCUUAUCUAUUCGGCAAAUAUGAACGCUCUACCAAAAAUAAUCCUAGUGCUAAGUGUCAUGGUCCUCAGAUGGGAACCAGGGACUAUCAGUGCAUUCAGAAAGAAUUCAGACCCCUUGACUUUUUCCACAUUUUGUUACGUUACAGCCUUAUUCUAAAAUGGAUUAAAUACAUUUUUGUUCCUCAUCAAUCUACUCACAAUACCCCAUAAUGACAAAGCGAAAACAGGUUUGUCUAAACGUUUGCUAAAAAAUAAAAACAUGAAUAAAAAAAAAGCUUAUUUACAUAAGUAUUCAGACCCUUUGCUAUGAGACUCGAAAUUGAGCUAAGGUUAAUCCUGUUUCCAUUGAUCAUCCUUGAGAUGUUUCUACAACUUGAUUGGAGUCCACCUGUGGUAAAUUCAAUUGAUUGGACAUGAUUUGGAAAGGCACACACUUGUCUAUAUAAGGUCCCACAGGCAAAAACCAAGCCAUGAGGUCAAAGGAAUUGUCCGUAGAGCUCCUAGACAGGAUUGUAUCGAGGCAAAGACCUUGGGAAGGGUACAACAAAUGUUUUGCAGCAUUGAAGGUCCCCAAGAACACAGUGUCCUCCAUCAUUCUUAAAUGGAAGAAGUUUGGAACCACCAAGACUCUUCCUAGAGCUGGCCGCCCGGCCAAACUGAGCAAUCGGGGGAGAAAGGCCUUGGUCAGGGAGGUGACCAAGAACCCUAUGGUCACUCUGACAGAUUUCCAGAGUUCCUCUGUGGAGAUGGGAGAACCUUCCAGAAGGACAACCAUCUCUGCAGCACUCCACCAAUCAGGCCUUUAUGGAAGAGUGGCCAGACGGAAGUAAAAGGCACAUGACAGCCCACGUGGAGAUUCUCUGGUCUGCUGAAACCAAGAUUGAACUGUUUGGCCUGAAUGCCAAGCGUCACGUCUGGAGGAAACCUGGCACCAUCCCUACGGUGAAGCAUGGUGGUGGCAGCAUCCUACUGUGGGGAUGUUUUUCAGCGGCAUAGACUGGGACACUAGUCAGGAUCGAGGGAAAGAUGAACGGAGCAAUGUACAGAGAGAUCCUUGAUGAAAACCUGCUCCAGAGCGCUCAGGACCUUAGACUGGGGCAAAGGUUCACCUUCCAACAGAACAACGACCCUAAGCACACAGCCAAGACAAUGCAGGAGUGGCUUCUGGACAAGUCUCUAAAUGUCCUUGAGUGGCCCAGCCAGAGCCCGGACUUGAACCCGAUCGAACAUCUCUGGAGAGACCUGAAAAUAGCUGUGCAUCCAACCUGACAGAGCUUGAGAGGAUCUGCAGAGAAGAAUGGGAGAAACUCCCCAAAUACAGGUGUGCCAAGCUUGUAACGUCAUACCCAAGAAGACUCAAGGCUGUAAUCGCUGCCAAAGGUGCUUCAAUAAAGUACUGAGUAAAGGGUCUGAAUACUUAUGUAAAUGUGAUAUUUUUGCUUUGUCAUUAUGGGAUAUUGUGUAUCGAUUGAUGAGGGGGGAAAAAACAAUUUAAUCCAUUUCAGAAUAAGGCUGUAACGUAACAAAAUGUGGAAAAAGUCAAGUGGUCUGAAUACUUUCUGAAUGCACUGUAUAUUAGUAUAUGGCUGGAGUGUCAUAUUCAUUUUUUACGGUGCCUUAAAAUAUCCAGGACCAUUGGACCAUUGCAUCCUGUUUCGAUAAGCAGUAGUGGCCUUGUCACAAAAUUCAAUGAAUUGAUGAAACGUUUAUGUUCAGUCUGAAGCAAAAGAAAGAGAGCACCCUCAAAAGAUUAAGAGACCAUUGAGAGGAAAUUCCAGUGGGUUAGAAGAUAGUCUCUCUAAAACUGAACAAUUAGGUUUUGCACAUUUGUAUUUUGGCCUAUUCAUUUUCAUGCCAUAAUAUUUAUUUUUAAAGGGCGUUCUUUCUUUCACUGUCUUUUUUCUCAUUGGCCACUCUUUCUUAGAUCUCAAUCUAAGCUCUCGCACUGUAUGCGGCUGACUGCCAUGUUCUUCAACUUUCCUUUUUUCAGAUUAACACAAAUUUUCCGUCUCCCGUUCUUUUCUAACCCUAAUGUUUUGUUUGUUUUCUUUGCUUCUCUUAACUGCUUGCCAGUGCUUUGUCAUGAUGAAUGCUUAUCUUGUUUGGGCGUUAAAGAGGUAAAUAAUCAACUACUCUCCAGUUACUAUUCUCUCAUUAUGUGCCUUACCUUCCAUACCCUCAGCCUUCAAUUCAUCACCUAAACUGUCAAACAUUUCCAUAUUUAUCUUACAUUCACUUAUUUCCAUGUCUUGUUUAUUCUGUGUUAGCAUGGGCUAUAGGUGCUAUUUUCUUAUUACAUUUUCAGACUAUCCUUGCACUAUCCCUGCUUUCCCCGUUGCACAUAUUUUGCUUAGUUCCUUGAUAAUAGUGAUCUAAAGAAUCCCUUUCAUUGUUAUGCAAGAAAACAUAAUAGGUUGUUUAACAGUGUGAAUAGAUGUAUUUCAACUAACUAGUUACUGGUUGAUUAUUAUGUGAUUUUUGAAUAAUAACUUUGUUUGAAUAAUUUCAAGCUGAAAAUAGAUGAUUAAAAAUACAUUAUUAACUUUACUAUUUCACUUAUGCAAAAUGUUUUAUCACAAAAUAAUUCCCUUAAGGACACCAAUAUUGAAAAAGAUACAGUUCCAUGCCACAUGAGUUCCUCACUUUGUUUUGUUGUGAAGUGAUGUCUUGUCUCCAUACAUUUUUACAUAACCAUUUUCCAUCUUACUUGUUUCUGCCUUGUAUUGUCUUUGUCGGAAGAUAACUUGCUUUAACAGCGGCCUCCUGAAUGAAUUGACAUCUAAACACGUAUCUAUCUUUAAGCUAACUAUUAACAUUAACAUUUAACCUGUCAUGCUUAAUUCUUAUAUUUUCUUUACCAUUUGCUUCCACUAAUACAGAAAGCUACUGAGAAAAUGAAAGCGGAAGACAGGAAAAAAAUGGCAGAGAUGCAGGCGGAGUUAAACAAACAGAAGCAGCUAGCUGAAUCUCAUGCAAAGGCCAUUGCCAAGGCAGAGCAAGAGGCUCAAGAGCUGAAGCUCAUGAUGCAGGAGGAAGUCAGCAGGAGACAAGUUGUUUCUGUAGAUGCAGAAAAGCAAAAGCACAAUAUCCAGCUGGAACUACAUGAGCUCAAAAACCUCUCAGAGCAGCAGAUCAAGUCCAAGAGUCAACAGGUAGAAGAUGCCAAUCAGAGCAGAGCCAAGAUUGAGGAGGAAAUCCGUGUCAUCAGGAUCCAGCUGGAGACCACUGUCAAACAGAAGUCUACAGCUGAGGAUGAGCUCAAGCAACUCCGGGAAAAAGCGUCUGAAGCCGAGAGGCUGAGGAAGCUUGCACAGGAGGAGGCUGAGAAGCUCCGCAAACAGGUCAACGAGGAGACCCAGAAAAAACGCAAGGCCGAGGAAGAGCUCAAGGUCAAGUCUGAGGCUGAGAAGGAGGCUGCCAAGCAGAAGCAGAAGGCUCUGGAAGACCUUGAGAAGCUGAAGAUGCAGGCGGAGGAGGCGGAGAGACGCAUGAAGCAAGCUGAAGUGGAGAAGGAGAGGCAGAUCAAGGUUGCCCAGGAGGUGGCACAGAAGAGUGCUGCCACCGAACUCCAGAGCAAACGCAUGUCCUAUGUUGAAAAGACAUCCAAGCUGGAGGAAUCACUCAAACUAGAGCAUGUCACUGUCAUCCAGCUGCAGGAGGAGGCAGCUCGUCUCAAGAAGCAACAGGAAGAGGCAGAUAUGGCCAGGGAGGAGGCGGAGAAGGAGUUAGAGAAAUGGAGGCAGAAGGCCAAUGAGGCACUCCGCUUAAGGCUCCAGGCUGAGGAAGAAGCUCACAAAAAGAGUCGUGCCCAGGAGGAUGCCGAGAAACAGAAGGAGGAUGCUGAGCGUGAGGCCAGGAAGAGGGCUAAAGCUGAGGAGUCCGCACUGAAACAGAAAGAUAUGGCAGAGCAAGAGCUGGAGAGGCAGAGGAGGAUAGCUGAGGGAACAGCUCAGCAGAAACUCUCAGCAGAACAGGAGUUAAUCCGGCUAAGGGCAGACUUCGACCAUGCUGAGCAACAGAGAACCCUGCUUGAUGACGAGCUGUACCGCCUGAAGAAUGAAGUCAGUGCAGCUGAGCAGCAAAGGAAACAGCUCGAAGAUGAACUGGUCAAAGUGAGGAGUGAAAUGAAUGUACUCCUGCAGCUGAAGUCCAAGGCAGAAAAGGAGAGCAUGUCCAACACUGAGAAGAGCAAACAGCUCCUCGAAUCUGAAGCUGCAAAAAUGAGGGACCUUGCUGAGGAGGCAGGCAAACUUAGAUCCAUCGCUGAGGAAGCCAAGCGACAAAGGCAAGUUGCUGAGCAAGAGGCGGCUCGUCAAAGAGCAGAAGCUGAAAGGAUCCUCAAAGAGAAGCUUGCUGCCAUUAACGAGGCAACUCGAAUGAAGACUGAAGCAGAAAUUGCCCUCAAAGAAAAAGAGGCAGAGAAUGAGCGACUCAGACGACAAGCUGAGGAUGAGGCUUACCAGAGGAAAGCUCUGGAGGACCAAGCCAGCCAGCACAAGCAAGAUAUUGAAGAAAAGAUCAAUCAACUCAAGAAGUCAUCUGAGAAUGAGUUGGGAAGACAAAAGACACUUGUAGAUGAAACUCUCAAGCAGAGACGAGUGGUUGAGGAGGAAAUUCGCAUUCUCAAGCUAAACUUUGAGAAAGCCUCAUCUGGCAAGCUUGAUUUGGAGCUGGAGUUGAAUAAACUGAAAAACAUUGCAGAGGAAACACAGCAGAGUAAACUCCAAGCUGAAAAAGAGGCUGAGAAACACAGAAAACUUGCCCUGGAGGAGGAGAAACGCAGACGCGAAGCAGAGGAAAAGGUGAAAAAGAUCACUGCUGCAGAGGAAGAAGCAGGCAGACAGUGCAAAAAUGCACAGGAGGAAGUGGCACGCCUCAAAAAGAAAGCAGAUGAAGCCAAAAAGCAGAAAGAGGAUGCUGACAAGGAAGCAGAAAGACAGAUUCUAGUAGCCAAACAAGCAGCACAAAAAUGCAAUGCAGCUGAACAGCAAGUUCAGAGUGUCCUUGUCCAACAGAAGGAGGACAACAUCAUGCAGACACAGCUCAAGGAAGAGUAUGAGAAAGCCAAGAUGCUUGCAAAACAGGCAGAGCUUGCCAAGGAAAGGGCAGAGAAGGAGGCUGCGCUUCUCCGGCAACAAGCGGAGGAUGCAGAACGCCAAAAACAGGCCGCUGAACUCGAAGCUGCCAACCAAGCCAAAGCUCAAGUGGAAGCCGUGAAAUUGAGAAAGGAGGCAGAGUUCGAAGCUGCCAAGCGAGCACAGGCUGAGGCAGAUGCAAUCAAACAGAAACAACAAGCAGAUGCUGAGAUGGCAAAGCACAAAAAGCUUGCAGAGCAAACAAUGAGUCAAAAGUCUCAGGUAGAGAAAGAGCUCACAAAGGUCAGGCUUCAGCUGGAUGAAACUGACAAGCAAAAAUCUGUCUUAGACGAGGAGCUGCAGCGCUUAAAGGACGAAGUCGGUGAUGCGGUCAAGCAGAAGGCCCAGGUGGAAGAGGAGUUAUUCAAAGUCAAGAUUCAGAUGGAGGAGCUGGUCAAACUGAAACUCAGAAUUGAGCAGGAGAACCAGCGUCUUAUCAAAAAGGACAAGGAUAACACUCAGAAAUUCCUUGCUGAGGAAGCUGAGAACAUGAAGAAGCUUGCAGAAGAAGCUGCCAGACUCAGUGUGGAAGCCCAGGAGGCUGCACACAUGAGACAAAUUGCUGAAUCUGACCUCUCCCAACAGAGGGCACUUGCAGAGAAGAUGCUAAAGGAGAAGAUGCUUGCCAUUCAGGAAGCAUGUAAACUGAAAGCAGAGGCUGAGAUGCUCCAAAGACAGAAGGACCUGGCUCAAGAGCAGGCCCAGAAGCUGCUUGAGGAUAAACAACUGAUGCAGCAGCGUCUUGAGGAAGAGACUGAGGGCUUCCAGAAAUCCUUAGAAGCUGAGCGCAGGAGACAGUUGGAGAUCACAGCCGAAGCUGAAAACCUCAAAGUCAAGGUGUCCCAACUUAGUGAUGCUCAGUCCAAAGCAGAGAAUGAGGCCAAGAAAUUCAAGAAGCAAGCAGAUGAGAUCAGUGCCCGUCUUCACCAGACAGAGCUAGCGACUAAAGAGAAAUUGACUGUUGUGGAAAAACUUGAAGUCCAGAGACUGAGCAGCAACAAAGAAGCUGAUGAGCUACGCAAAGCCAUCGCUGAUCUAGAAAAGGAGAAGGCCAAGCUGAAAAAGGAGGCUGAAGACCUACAGAAUAACUCUAAAGAGGUAUUGUGUUAGAGAUGGCAUAGUAGUGCAGCUUUUGUCAUUGUUAACCCUCUCUCUGAAAACGAACAAUCUUAAAUUAUUUCAUUCAAUUUCUUUAUCUAUUCCUUCUUCUUAAAAUUAACCACUUACACAGUUAUAUUAUUUUGAGUUAUAUUUGUAUUACAGUAAACUAAGCUUAAAAAGAUCCUAUCCCUUCCAGAUAUUUUCAGUUUGUCCAGUUGGACAAAAGUAUAGAUUAAUUAUUGGUGGUGUUCCCCAUAAUGUUCUUCCCUUACUGAGAAGAGUAUAUAUUAUUAUGUAACAUAGGAAUAAUUACAUCUAAUAUAUAUUUUUAAAACAAUUUGGGACUGAUUCUUUUAAGUGGAUUGCAUUGUACUAAAAUGUUGUCAUUUUUUUACUAUAGUGCACAAUAUGUGGAUUGAUGGAGUUUUCAGAAUAUUUUAAAUACAAAUGAAACUCCUAUUGUUCUAAUUAUGUUCUUGUUUUCCCUUUUAUCUCAAUUAGAUGGUCAAUGCUCAGCAGAAACAAAUCCAACACGAGAAGACAGUACUCCAGCAGACAUUCAUCACAGAGAAGGCGGAGCUGUUGAAGAAGGAGAAACAAAUUGAAGAUGAGAAGAAGAAGCUGGAGAACCAGUUUGAGGAGGAGGUCAAGAAGGCCAAGGCCCUCAAAGAAGAACAGGAACGCCAGAGGAAACAAAUGGAGGAGGAGAAAAAUAAACUUCAGGCUACCAUGGAUGCUGCCCUCAACAAACAAAAAGAGGCUGAGAAAGAAAUGCUCAACAAGCAAAAAGAGAUGCAGGAGCUUGAAAGGAAAAGACUUGAACAGGAAAAGCUGCUUGGCGAGGAGAACAAGAAACUUCGUGAGAAACUGCAGCAGCUCGAGGUCGCCCAUAAAGAGCCAAUCUCCCACACCAGAGAAAUUGAUAUCCAGACUGACGAUGUGCCUGAGGAUGAACUGAUCCAUAUGACCAUGGUGGAGACAACAAAGCAGGUUAUCAAUGGCCGAAGUGUUGGAGAUGAGGUUGACAGUAAGAAGGAUACACUGUCUUUUGAUGGCAUCCGCGAGAAAGUACCUGCAAGCAGACUUUAUGAAGUUGGCCUUUUGACGAAAAAGGAGUUUGAUAAGCUGAAGAAAGGCAAAAACCACUGUGCAAGACCUCAGCCAGACUGACAAGUUAAGAACAAUUCUGCAGGGCAAGAACUGUAUAGGGGGUGUCUUGACACAGUCUAAUCAGAAAAUGGCAAUAUAUCAAGCUAUGAAAGAAAAGAAAAUUACUCCUGGCUGGGCUUUGAUCCUCCUGGAGGCACAGGCAGCAUCUGGCUAUGUAGUAGACCCAGUUAAAAACAAGAAACUCUCUGUCAGUGAGGCUGUGAAGGAAGGCCUGAUCGGACCUGAACUGCACAACAAAAUGCUGUCUGCUGAGAGAGCUGUCACUGGUUACAAAGACCCUUACACCGGUAACAAGAUCUCACUCUUUGAAGCUAUGAAGAAGGGCUUGAUUGACAGAGACCAUGCCAUCAGGCAGCUUGAGGCUCAGAUAGCUACUGGUGGACUCAUUGACCCCAUAAACAGCCACCGUGUGCCCAUCGAGACUGCAUACAAACAGGGGCAGUUUGACACUGAGAUGAACAAGAUACUGGAGGACCCUUCAGAUGACACCAAGGGAUUCUUUGAUCCUAACACCCAGGAGAACUUAACAUACCUUCAGCUAAUGCAGAGAUGCAGCACAGAUCCGGAGACAGGACUGCUGCUCUUGCCCAUCACUGACAAGGCUGCUCUGAGCACGUCAACCUACACAGAGGAGGAGACCAAGGAUGUGUUCAGCAAGACGACUGUCACUGUGCCAUUUGGAAAAUUCAAAGGAAAGACUGUAACUAUCUGGGAAAUCAUCAAUUCUGAGUACUUUACCGAGGACCAGAGAAAGGACCUUAUUCGUCAGUACAAGACAGGAAAGAUCACAGUGGAAAAAAUCAUCAAGAUUGUUAUCACUAUGGCAGAGGAAAAGGAAAAAAAGAAUGAAAUCGCUUUUGAGGGUCUGAGGGGACCUGUCCUUGCUACUGAACUACUGGAGUCCAAGAUAAUCGACAAAGACCUCAACAAUAAGCUGCACACAGGCAUUAAAACAAUCAAAGAGGUGUCUGAAAUGGAGCAUGUUCACAAAUCCUUGAAGGGUACAAACUGCAUUGCAGGUGUAGUUAUUGAUUCAACUAAGGAGACUAUGUCUUUCUAUCAAGCCAUGAAGAAGGAUAUGAUGAGGACAGGGCCUGCUUUAACUCUCCUGGAAGCACAAGCAGGAACAGGAUUUGUUGUUGAUCCUGUAAAGAAUCAGAAGUUCACUGUCGAUGAAGCUGUGAAAGCAACUGUCAUUGGUCCUGAGCUGCAUGAAAAACUACUGUCAGCUGAGAGAGGUGUUACAGGCUACAAAGAUCCUUACACAGGAAAGACUGUGUCUUUGUUCGAAGCAAUGAAUAAAGAACUCAUUCCAAAAGAUCAGGGCAUCAGACUCCUAGAUGCGCAGCUUGCAACAGGAGGCAUCAUUGAUCCAGUGAAAAGUCACCGCAUCCCACAUGAUGUUGCCUGUAAACGUGGCUUCUUUGAUGAUGAAAUGAACCAGAUUCUGAAUAAUCCAACUGAUGAUGUUAAAGGCUACUUUGACCCCAACACACAGGAAAAUGUCACAUACUCACAGCUAUACAAGAGAUGUGUCACUGACAAGAAAUCUGGGCUUCAGCUUCUACCUCUGUCUGAGCAAGCAAUCAAUGCAAAGGAAGAGCAUACAUAUACAGAGGUCCAAACCAAAGAGGCCAUGAGCCAAGCAACAAUGGAGCUGCAGUCUGGUCCACUCAAAGGGAAGAAAUUCACAAUCUGGGAAAUUAUCCACUCUGAAUAUAUUACAGAGGAACAGAGACUUGACCUGAUAAGGCAGUAUAGGUCUGGAAAGAUUACAAUAGAAAAGAUCAUCAAGAUUGUGAUUACGAUUGUAAAUGAGAAAGAGGCUAAGAAACAAGAACAAGACAGCUUCAAAGGGCUUAGAGCAACUGUCUCUGCCAAGUCACUUUUUGAUUCGAAAAUCAUUGACAAAGCUACGUUUGACAUGCUCCAACAAGGCAAAAAGACACCUACACAGGUCAGCAAAAAUGUCAAUGUAAGCAAGUACCUGCAGGGCUCUGACAGUAUUGCCGGUGUCUACCUUGAACCAACAAAGGAGAAGAUCAGCAUCUAUCAAGCUAUGAAGAAAAAUCUUCUGAGACACAACACAGGCCUGUCACUCCUAGAGGCCCAAGCUGCCACAGGGUUCAUUAUAGAUCCAGUGAAGAACCAGUACCUGUCAGUGGAUGAUGCCGUUAAAGCAGGCAUUGUUGGCCCUGAGCUACAUGAGAAACUGCUCGCUGCUGAAAAAGCAGUCACUGGUUACAAAGAUCCCUUCACGGGCAAAACAAUCUCUCUCUUCCAAGCAAUGGAAAAAGGUCUAAUCAUUAAGGAGCAUGUCAUGCCACUCUUGGAGGCCCAACUGAGUUCAGGAGGGAUAAUUGAUCCUGUGAACAGCCACCGCGUUCCUAUUGACAUUGCCUAUCAGAAGAGCUUUUUCAGCAAAGAAAUGACAAACACCUUCUCGGAACCAUCUGAUGAUAACAAAGCUUUCUCAGACCCCAAUUCAGAUGAUAAAGUAACAUACAAACAGCUGAAAGAGAAGUGCACUAGAGAUCCUGAUUCAGGCAUGAACCUUCUACCACUUUCCAAGCCACAGGCCCCUACUGUGGUGGAGAAGACAUACCUCUACACAGAGGAACAGACGCAGAAUGACCUGGCCACAACCCAAAUUGACCUUCCCAGUUCACUUGAGUCCCUUGCUGGAGGGUCAUCAAGUCUCUGGGAUAUCAUGAACUCAAAUCUACUUCCUGAGCAAGAGCGGAAGAAGCUGAUGGAGGAGUAUCGCUCUGGCAGUAUCACUAAAGAGCGCAUGAUCAUCAUCAUUAUUGAGAUUAUGGAGCAGAGAGAGAUCAUCAGAGGUGAAACUGUUAAGUCCUGCAACACAAUCAGACGUAGGGUCACUAUCGAGGAUCUCUACAAUGCCCGCAUUAUUGACCUGGAGACAUUCAACCUGCUGAAGCAAGACAAGAGAAACAUCCGUGACAUUAUGGAGAUGCAGAGUGUGAAGCAGUAUCUGUUUGGCACGGGCAGCGUUGCCGGUGUCAUGUCUGACUCCACUUCCAGGAUGAGCAUUUAUUCAGCAAUGAAGAGAGGUUUCUUGAAGCCUGAAAUUGCCCUUAGUCUCCUGGAAGCACAAGCAGCAACAGGAUUCAUAAUUGAUCCUGUGAGAAAUGAGACACUCACUGUUGAUGAGGCUGUCCGCAAGGGUGUGGUCGGCCCUGAGAUCCACGACAGACUUCUGUCAGCUGAGAGAGCGGUCACAGGCUACAAGGACCCUUACAGUGGCAAAAUCAUAUCUCUCUUCCAAGCAAUGAAAAAGGACCUUGUUUUGGAGGAGUAUGCUCUGAAAAUGUUGGAGGCUCAGACUGCCACAGGAGGCAUUAUGGAUCCUGAAUUCUACUUCCACCUCCCAGCAGACAUUGCCACACAGAGAGGAUACAUAAACAAGGAAACAAAUGAAAGGCUUGCUGAUGACGUAAAGGGAUUCGUUGACCCUGUCACUGAGGAGAAACUUUCUUAUGCCCAAUUACUCAAGAGAUGCAAGAUCGACCCUACCAAUGGGAUGCGCUUGCUGUCACUGGGAGACAAGAGGCUGAUGUUCAAAGGUCUUAGAAAACAGAUCACCAUAGAGGAGAUGUUACGCUCUCAGAUCAUCGACCAAAAGACGGUCACUGAGCUGAAUGAAGGUCUGAUUUCAGUGGAAGAGGUUAGCCGUAGACUCCAAAAAUACCUUGAGGGCACAAGCUGUAUUGCUGGUGUUUAUGUAGAGGGAACUAAUGACCGUCUAUCAAUCUAUCAAGCCAUGAAAAAGAACAUGAUCAGGCCAGGAACUGCCUUUGAACUGCUGGAGGCUCAGGCUGCCACAGGCUAUGUAAUUGACCCAAUCAAAAAUCUCAAACUUACUGUCAAUGAAUCUGUCAAGAUGGGAAUAGUGGGGCCAGAAUUCAAAGACAAGCUUCUCUCUGCUGAGCGUGCCGUGACAGGUUACAGAGACCCCUAUUCCGGCAAGACAAUCUCUCUGUUCCAGGCCAUGAAGAAGGGGCUCAUCUUAAAAGACCAUGGAAUACGUCUCCUUGAGGCUCAGAUUGCCACUGGCGGAAUCAUUGACCCAGAGGAGAGUCAUCGCUUGCCAGUGGAGGUGGCCUACAACCGUGGCCUCUUCGACGAGGAGAUGAAUGAGAUUCUCACAGAUCCAUCAGAUGACACCAAGGGUUUCUUCGAUCCCAACACUGAGGAGAACCUGACCUACCUCGGGCUAAUGGAGAGGUGCAUCACUGACCCAGCCACUGGCCUUGUCCUCCUGCUCCUGAAGGAGAAGAAGAGCGAGAGAAAGACAUCCUCCAAAUCCUCUGUCCGCAAACGCCGAGUGGUCAUCGUGGACCCAGAGUCAGGCAAAGAGAUGACUGUUUAUGAGGCAUUCAGAAAGCAGCUCAUUGACCAUCAGACCUACCUAGAGCUUGCUGAGCAGGAGUGUGAGUGGGAAGAGAUCACACAGACAUCCUCUGAUGGCGUUGUCAAGUCAAUGAUCAUCGACAGACGGUCUGGAAGACAGUAUGACAUUGAUGACGCCCUCGCACGAGGCCUCAUCGACCAGACUUCACUUAGUACAUACCGCUCUGGAAACCUGUCCAUCACUGAGUUUGCUGACAUGCUGUCUGGAAACAUGGGUGGCUUCCGCUCCCGGUCAUCCUCUUUUGGUUCCACCUCUGGUUCCACCUCAUCAUCAUACAAUCCUAUGAGCCCCAUACCCUCCAUUAGACCCCCUGCAACCAUGUGGAAUGACCCCACAGAGGAGACUGGCCCUGUAGCCGGAAUCCUGGAUACAGACACUUUGGAGAAGGUGUCAGUCACAGAGGCCAUGCACAGGAACCUUGUGGACAAUAUCACAGGCCAAAGACUACUUGAGGCACAAGCCUGCACAGGGGGCAUAAUCGACCCAACCACUGGGGAACGAUUUGCUGUUACUGAGGCAACCGAGAAAGGGCUUGUGGACAAGGUGAUGGUGGACCGUAUCAACCUGGCUCACAAAGCUUUCAAUGGAUUUGAGGACCCAAGAACCAAAGUGAAGAUGUCUGCCUCCCAAGCUCUAAAGAAAGGCUGGCUGUAUUAUGAAGCUGGGCAACGUUUUCUGGAAGUCCAAUACCUUACGGGGGGCCUGAUUGAACCGGAUGUUGAGGGCAGAGUCUCACUGGACGAAUCCAUCAGAAAGGGCACAAUUGAUGCUCGCACUGCUCAGAAGCUGAGAGAUGUGAGUGCUUACUCCAAAUACCUGACAUGUCCCAAAACCAAACUAAAAAUCUCUUACAAAGAUGCCAUGGACAGAAGCAUGGUUGAGGAAGGAUCUGGCCUGCGACUGCUGGAGGCCUCCUCACAGUCAAGCAAAGGGCUGUACAGCCCAUACAAUGCCAGCAAUUCCGGGUCUGCCGCUGGCUCCCGGUCCGGGUCCAGGACUGGAUCCAGAACAGGAUCCAGAAGAGGCAGCUUUGAUGCUACAGGUUCCGGAUUUAGCAUGAACUUCUCAUCCUCCUCCUACACCAGCUCCAGCAGUUACGGUGGCCGCAGAUAUGAUGCAGGACCUCAUAAUGGGCUCAACAUGGAUGAGCUAGCCCAAGCCCUUACGGCUCUAGCAAUGAUCAGGCCAUGCAGCUCAGAAGAACAACGAGCCUUCCCAAUGAUGAUGCCAAUGCAUACCACAGUUGCAUAAUUUAUAGGAAAAAUAGUUUGACAUUUGAAAAACAAAUAAUUAAUUUAUUCUGCUCCUCAUGUGGUCACAUUAGCAAAUGGCUGGAAGUAAUUAAAUGCAAUUCCUCAUAUAGAUGUCCAAAACAAUGCCAUAUCUCUCCAGCCUUAAUUUCUUAAAAUUAUUAGAUCAAUUGAAUGUCAAUUUAUAUUUUAAGAGAAAAGUAUCAGAUUUAGUUUUUACUUCAUGACCACAACUGAUUUUUUUAGUUUGCGUUAACACAACUUGUAUACUUAAGCUUUCCGAAACUAAUAAAUGUAUAUGUACUUCGAACAGAUAUAUCUUUCCAGUUUUCUUUUUCUUUUUAAACAUAAGAAUAUUUUUGUCCUCUAUUUCUUUUAUAUGUUUGACAAUAUCCUAUGAAAUAUGCCAACAUAGAUUCUAUAGUAACGCUUUUAGCAGAUAAAAAAAAAAGUUUGACCUUUAUUUUUAUUUUUUUAUUUUUUUGUGAAAUAUGUUAUC